Podarcis lilfordi (Lilford's wall lizard) is the source of this 50935-nucleotide messenger RNA. The record is from the annotation of a GenBank genome assembly. Lineage: Eukaryota; Metazoa; Chordata; Lepidosauria; Squamata; Lacertidae.
AUGAUUACGUUAACUGAACUCAGAUGUUUAGCAGAUGCCCAAUCAUCAUACCACAUCCUGAAACCAUGGUGGGAUGUCUUCUGCUAUUACCUCACCAUGAUAAUGCUGCUUGUUGCUGUCCUUGCUGGAGCUCUCCAACUCACUCAAACUAGAUUGUUAUGUUGUCUUCCUUGCAAGCUUGAGUUUGACAAUCAUUGUGCAGUGCCUUGGGAUCUGGUGAAAAACAACCUUAACGUAUCCUCCAGCUCUGCAGAGCCAAUAGUGCUCCCUCUUAGAAUCCAGAAUUACCUUCAUCGACAGCAGUAUUCUUACAUUGAUGCUGUGUGUUACGAGAGAGAGCUUCACUGGUUUGCCAAAUUUUUCCCAUACUUAGUGCUUCUUCAUACUUUCAUUUUUGCUGCUUGCAGUAAUUUUUGGCUUUACUAUCCCAGCACAAGUUCAAGGCUGGAACACUUUGUAGCCAUACUACACAAAUGUUUUGAUUCUCCCUGGACAACACGUGCCCUGUCGGAAACAGUUGCUGAACAGUCUGUGAGGCCUCAGCCAUUCUCCAAAUCUAAGACCUUUCUUUCCUCUCCAAGCAACAUAGCAGAAUUGGAGAACAAGCGGCAGUCUGUCUCCUACUCGCAGACUGGGCUGGAAACAGCUGGAAGAGAGAGCUCUUCAAAUGUUCUAGACAGAAAAGAAGGGGAGCAAGCAAAAUCAAUAUUUGAAAAAGUCAAAAGAUUCAGGGUGCAUGUUGAACAGAAGGAUAUCAUCUAUCGUGUGUACCUAAAACAGAUUGUGAUCAAGGUCAUUGUAUUUAUAUUAAUAAUGAUUUAUGUUCCCUAUUAUUUAACCUUUAUUACACUAGAAAUUGACUGUGUGGCUGAUAUUCAAGUCUUCACUGGCUACAAGAGAUACCAGUGUGUUUAUUCACUAGCAGAAAUUUUUAAAGUGCUAGCUUCAUUUUAUGUUGUCGUGGUGAUCUUGUAUGGCCUGACGUGCACUUACAGUUUGUUAUGGAUGCUGAGAAGUUCACUGAAACAAUAUUCUUUUGAGAAGCUGAGGGAGCAAAGUAAUUACAGUGAUAUUCCUGAUGUAAAAAAUGACUUUGCCUUCAUUCUUCACCUAGCAGACCAGUAUGAUCCUCUGUAUUCAAAACGGUUCUCAAUAUUCCUCUCUGAGGUGAGUGAAAACAAGUUGAAGCAGAUCAGUCUAAAUAACGAGUGGUCUUUAGAGAGAUUGAAAAGCAAACUGAUACGAAAUUCCCAGGAUAAGAUGGAACUUCACCUUUUUAUGCUUAGUGGUCUUCCAGAUGACAUCUUUGAACUCACAGAGAUAGAAGUUCUAACCCUAGAACUUAUUCCUGAGGUUAAGCUUCCUGCAUCUGUAAACCAGCUACCCAAUCUCAAGGAACUGAACAUUUAUCAUUCAUCAUUAACUGUGGAAUUUCCAGCACUGCACUUCUUGGAAGAGAAUUUAAAAAUCCUGCGUCUAAAGUUGGCUGAUAUGGGAAAGAUUCCACGCUGGAUCUUCUAUCUAAGAAAUUUGCAGGAAUUGUAUUUGACUGGAUGUUAUAUGCAAGAAAACCAGAAUGGUCUCUACAAUGAGGGCUUUCAGGAUCUUGUGAAUCUGAAAACAAUUCACUUAAAGAAUAGCCUUUCCCGCAUACCUCAGGUGGUUACAGACCAGUUGCCUUCACUACAAAAAUUAUCUAUUGACAAUGAGGGGAAAAAACUUCUAGUGUUGACCAACUUGAAGAAAUUGCUUAACCUGAGAACUUUGGAAUUGAUCAGCUGUGACUUGGAACGCAUUCCACAUUCUAUCUUUAGCCUGAACUAUUUGCAUGAAAUAGACUUAAAAGACAAUAAUAUACGAACAGUAGAAGAAAUCAUUAGUUUUCAACACCUUGAGAACCUUUCUUGCCUGAAAUUGUGGCACAACACCAUCUCCUACAUCCCAGUGCAGAUUGGAGCUUUAGCAAACCUGGAGCAGCUCUAUUUAAAUCAUAACAACAUAAAAAAAAUCCCACCACAACUUUUUCUUUGCCUAAAGCUACAUUAUUUGGACCUCAGUUAUAACAAGCUAACAUCCAUUCCGCAUGAAAUCCAGUAUUUAACAAACCUGCAGUACCUUGCUGUGACAAAAAAUCACGUAAGUAGAAGCAAACUAUUGGCGGAAUUCAGCAUUGCACUCUUGCAAUCACUCCGUUUGUGCAAGCAGUCCAGCUUGCCAGAUGGAACAGUACCCCUUCCCGUCUCCCUACACUGUCCUGGGAAUUCCCAUUCCCCACCCCUGCUCCAAGCUGAUCUUGGGAAGUGCAUGGCUGGUAGGGGGAAGCCCCAUUGUACAAGCAGAAGUCCUUGUGCAGGGCUUCUGCUGCCAGGACUGGUUAGGUGAAUCCCACCCUUUUGCUUUAAAGUGAAUGAAAAAUAAAAGCUAAGAAAAAAAGUUAAUCGAGAUUGAAGGCGUGGUAGAAGCCCAGUCCUGCAAUAUAUCACAGCAGUGGUUGCCAAGCUUUUUUAAUCCCAUGGGCAUAUUUGCCAACCAGAAAACAUGUGGGUACCACACACCUCAACCAGUUAUAUUCACUGCAAAAAAAUGCUUUCCAAUGUAGUAGUAGUAGUCCUGCUGCAGGCAGUGAACUAAAAACUUGUUCUGUGUUCUUGCUCUGGAAAGAAAAUCCAAUUUUCAGUACUUGAGUGGGGAAGUAUUUUAUCUUUAUUACGAGUUCUUGUUGUAUCUGUAGACUAUAGGAAAUCCUAUCUAGUCAAAACCAUUUUCCUGACUUCUUAUUUCAGCUAGAACAGUAGCAUACAGCAUUCAUAAAGCUUAGCUUACUUCAAUCUCUUCAUACAUCAUUGGUUUCAAACCUAUUUGUCUCCUCCCCUGCCCCAUUAGCCUGCUUCAAAUGUAGGUAUUAAGCAGGGAGCUCAACAUCUAACUUUUGAUGUGCCGCCAUGAAGGAUUGUUUCACUGGGCUUAUAGCAAGUUGCUCAGAUUAUUAAUUCUUUGCUUAUCGUUCUUUUGUUUAUUUGAAAAUUAGGCAUAAAACAGGUCAUGUGAAUCAGCCAGGGAUUUCCACAAUGAAAUAGGCAUUUUCUCAACCAUCUACAUUUAUAAAAGAAUAUUGCAGAGGGGUGGGGAAGGAUACAGAGAGAUAGCCCUCACUGAAUGCAUGUAUCCUAGGCUCUAGAUCAGCAUGAUUUAGGAGUACAUACAUUAACUGAUUUUGUGUGUUUGUGUGUGUAAAUUAAUGACCUUACAAUAUUAUGUAUUUUUUUAUUUUUUCUCUAUAGAUUGAGGCACUUCCAAAUGAAUUAUUUCAGUGCAGAAAGCUACAGUAUCUCCUACUGGGACAUAACAGCCUGAUGCAUUUGUCCCCUAAAGUUGGGGAACUCUCCAACCUUGUUCAGCUAGAGCUUAAUGGAAACUACCUGGAGUUGCUGCCUGCCGAACUGGAGGAAUGUAACUCUUUGAAACGGAGCUGCUUAAUUGUAGAAGAACACUUGCUAAAAACUCUCCCCCUUAGGGUAACAGAGCAUAUGCAAAUGUGCUUGGACAAAGUCUGAGCUUGAGAUUCUCUGUGCAGAGCAACAAAUUCCUCUUGAGAGUUUUAAAUAAUAGCUCUAAAGGAAAGUAUAGCUGGCAAGAAGGGAAAUGCAAGGGUGUUGUUGAUUUUCCUGCAGCUCUGUGCAUUGACCCAAGUUUCUGCUGAUAAAAAACCCCCACACACGUUUAAGUCUUAAACAAAAAUAAAUAUUAGGCAAGUAUAUGCAUACAUAUAUACCAUGAAUAAUUUGAAACUGGAAUUAAAGAGUGAAAGUUAAGUGAAUAGUGUAAUCGUGGUUUUGAAUGACUGGGAAAGGUGAAUAUAUAGUUUGUCCGAGUCUAGUAAGGGUCGUUUCCCCAUAACAUUUUAUUGUGUAGUUUUCAACAAAUGACUGUAAAGACCAACAAACAAAGGAUGAUAUCCAAUUGUUUUAUCCUUCUUGCAAAGUGGACUUCUAUAUAUGCAAACAGGACAUACCAUUUAUCCCACUCUGCAGCUCCCCAUCAGCCCUCAUCAUCUGCAUUGGAGGGUUGGGGGAUCCUCCACAGCAGAUUGGAUGUUGACUGCAGGAGGAGGGGAAGGAGAAGUGUAAUCCAAUGCAGCAGGAGACAACUCUGGAUCUCACCCAUAGCUUUUCACACAUUCACCAUGAUUGGGUGUUGGUGACAGUGGGAGGGUCAUUGUGAAGACUAUAGGAUAGUUUUCACAAAAACCCUCCCUCUGUCACCACACCACUCAUUUUAUUAUACUGGGGAAAUGAUUUCAAAGUUGUGUUUUGCAACAGGAGAUGAUACUUUUGUUUAUAAGUAAGUAAGAAAUUACUGUGUACACAAGUACAGUUUUCUAGUGCUUGUCUCUAAUCCUGAGGCAGCAAUAGAACCUUAAUAUAUGAUGUAGGAGGUCAUUUUCAAUAUCUGGUUUUUCUUUUCUUUUCUUUUUUUGUCUUUUGGUAUUUUCUUGCAUCUCUCCAAUUGGAGUUCUGAUGCACUACUGGGAGAUUUCAAAUAUGUAUGUCAAGUUACAAGCAAAUAAGGAGAACACUGCUGUUUUUAAGUAUUAACAGAUAAUGUAGAGGAUUUUACAAAAAAUAAUAAUCCAACUCUAACCUUAAAAAUGUUUGGGUAACAUCAAUUUAUCCCUUAUUCAUACACAAAGAAUGGUAUGUUACAGCAGUUUUCCAAAGCACAUGACUAAUUUAAGUCUUACUGAUUUCAGCCAGUCUAUUCUAAGCAUGACAGGCUGAAUCCAACCUACGAUACUCGUACAUCUUUCAUCUUCUUUAGUGACUUACAUAAAGAAAGGUAUACCGUAUUGUUCGCUCUAUAGGACACACUUUUUCCCCUCCAAAAAUGAAGGGGAAAUGUGUGUUCGUCCUAUGGAGCGAAUGCAGGCUUUCGCUGAAGCCUGGAGAGCGAGAGGGGUUGGUGAGCACCGACCCCUCUCGCUCUCCAGGCUUCAGGAAGCUAUCCGCAAGCCUUCAGAGUGCGGCGGGAGUGCCCACCGGGCUCCGAAGACUUGCGGAUAGCAGCCUGCAGCCCGAAGCCCGGGGAGCAUAGUGAUGCGCACCCUGGGCUUUGGGAAGCUAUCCGCAAGCCUUCGGAGCCUGGCGGUAGUUCCCACCAGGCUCAGAAGGCUUGCGGAUAGCAGGCAGCAACCCAAAUCCCGGGUAGCGCAGCACUGUGCACCCCGGGCUUUGGGCAGCUAUCCGCAAGCCUUCAGAGCCCGGCGGGAGUUCCCACUGGGCUCAGAAGGCUUGCUGAUAGCAGCAAGAUCCGGGAGCAAAGGCGAGGUUGCGCACAACCUGCCCCCGCUCCCAGACCCGUUCUGGGGGCUGGGGUCGGGGGAAGCUCGGGUUUCCCCCAGCCCCGCAGCUAAAAAGGAAGCCAAGACAGCGAGCGGGAUCCAUCCUGCUCGCUGUCUUGGCUUCUGCCAAAGCCGCACGCAGCCUCUCCCGGCUGGAGAGGUUGUGCGUGGCUGAAGAGGAAGCCAAGACAGCCAGUGGGAUGGAUCUCGCUGGCUGUCUUGGCUUCUUUGCUCUUUGGGGCUGGGGGGGGAAUAUAUAUUUUUUCUUUAUUUCCCCCCCAAAAAAAACUAGGUGCGCCCUAUGGUCCGGUGCGCCCUAUAGAGCGAAAAAUACGGUAAUAUGAACACUCCCAGAUAAUCUGAGAGUAAGAUAAUUCUUUAUGUAAGUCACUAAAGAAGAUGAAAGAUGUACAACUAUCAUAGGUUGGAUUCAGCCUGUCAUGUGCUUUGGUAAACUGCUGUAACAUACCAUUCUUUGUGUAUGAAUAAGGGAUAAAUUAAUCAGAUUAAUUGAAAUCUCACUGAUUUCAAUAUUCUAAGCAUGACUGCGGUGGUGGAGCUUUCUGAUAUCAUUCAACCUGAUCUCACAAAAUCAGCAUACGGAACACUACGUUACGUGGCAGAAUAAGGUACAUUUUCUCUGAAUGCAUGCUAACAAGUUUACACCAUAAACAGGGGAGGCAAAAAAAUAUGAUGAUGAUGUCUCAGCAGCAUUGAAGUAGAUACCAUACCCAAAUGGUAUGGUAUGUUGUGUCCUUCUCAGCUGCCCUCCAGGUGGAAGAGUGCCUAAAUGUGCCCUCCCAAAAAACUGACCCAGGGCAAUGGCCCCAUCAGACCACACCCUGCAUGACUGGCUCCAACUGCAUUUGGGUAUGGCAUCUACUUCAGUGCUGCUGAGACAUCAUCUUCAUCUUUUUUGCAUCCCCUGUUUAUGGUGUGAACUUGUUAGCAUGCAUUCAGAGAAAACGUAUCUUAUUCUGCCACAUAAUGUAGCAUUCCAUAUGCUGAUUUUGUAGAUCAGGUUGCAUGAUAUCAGAAAAGUGCUUGUGUAACUAUUUUAUAUUGACUAUUUUUUUUUACUUUGCUCCUUUUUAAAAAUAGCUUACUUUAUCUUAAUGCCACAAAACUAAGUUAAUCUCUCCAGUAGUAUCUUACCAUGUUGACAUCAGUCCAUCACAAUAAUUACAUUCCAAAGACCUUUUUAAAUAGCUCUCAGGGAACAAAAAAAAAUAAGCUUUGUGUUUUUUCAUGGAUCUGAUACAGGUCCAAUUCUCCCGGGUUGUUUUCCCCCCAAGGUGCGAUUUAUUACUAAUUUGGGGUACUUUUCACAUCUGCAUGCCAAGAAACAUGUUUCACGUUUGGUUUCUAAUAUUCAAAUUAAGUUUUGUUACAUAACGGAACACAAAUAUGCUUAAUGCAUAGGACUACAUUGGGCAACAAAGUCUAGAUGUUUCAGAAUCUACCCAGAUGGGGCUCUUUCCUGUCAUGUAAAAAGAUACAAACCUGGAACAACAUGGCAAUGAGAGAGUGGCUGCUGUUGAGGAAUUUGUACUAGGAAAAGAUUGUGGACAUAAUUAGCUUUUUGGCCUUCAUGUUACCUUGUUCACCCAUCUCAAAAUCUCAUUUUUGCCUCUGUCAUCUUUUACUUCUUUCCAGCUCUGUUCUGGUCCUACUCAGCUUCUGACUUGUGCUUGCCAACAGUCAUCUCACAAAUAGAUGUCAUUAAUGUUGGUGUACGGUGGCACCGGAAUGGUUUAAAUCACUGUGGCCAGAACUCUGUUCUGAAACUUUUAAAGUCUUGACAUUGUUGUAUAUGUGUUGUGUAUGUGUUAUAACUGUGUUAAGAGUUAUAAAACAUUCACAAAGAUAUUAAAACUUUUAAAGUUUCAGAAAUUGAUGGACACCUUUGUUUAUUUUUAAAAGGAAGUUGGUUGUUUCCAUUUUAAAGACCUGCUUUUUGAACAAAAAAAUCAAAUAAAAAACCAACUGGGCAUUGCUGAGAACACACUUGUAGAGAUUACUGACACUCUUCAUUUUAACUAUAUCAUAUGUUGGUCCACCUUUUAAGUAGUGCAUGGACUUAAGCACGGCCUUGAUUUCUUGAACAUUCCCUCCACUCGGAUUAUUUUAUCAUCCAACACAGGGGUAGCUGAUGUAGUUCCCUCCAGCUGCUCGUGACUACCACUCCUAUCAUCACUGACAAUUAAGCUGGCUGCGGCUGGAAGGUACCAUGUUGGCACCCCUUUUUUGGGCAUUUUGAAAUGCAUAGUAGUAACAUAAAAAAAAACUUCUGUGCUAUAUUUCUAAAAAACCAGUGAGACCAGGAAAGGGCUAUUAAAGAAAGCAUGGAUAACAUUGACUCGGAAAGGUGAAGAUCUCUUUAAAAGGCUAUGGCCGUAACACACAGGUAUGAGGGCGUGAUCAUUUGCCUAAAUACGGACUAACUCAGAGUUAAAUAACACGAGCAUAAGAAUUUAAAAAGUCUGUUUGAUUAAUGUCUUAAUCUUUUUGCAAAGCAUUUUUCACAAACAGCAAGAAAUCUAAAGGCUGGUAAUUCUGGCCUUAUUGCAUGCCACAGUGUGCCUUUUGUUUCCUUUCUGUAUUCUGACCUCACACUUCAGAUGGCAGAGCUGAACUGUGAGUAUUUUUGAAAACUGCUUUAUUUCUCAUCUUCAUACUUAAUAUAUUGCAUUGAAGAGAAUUUCAACAAGCUAAAUCACCUUCCUAAUUAUAGGACAAGCUAUGUUAACCACAACCCAUAUUUGUGUAUAGCAUUUAUUUUAUACACAAUGGCUUUUCAGUUUGUUUCACUGUGAUGCUGCUGGGGGGUAGAGAGGGAAUGUUUAAAUAUGGUCUUGCAUAUACUGGCAAUUUCUGUUGAAAAAAAUAUUUGAAUAAAAUUCUAUUAAGUUGUCUAUGCUCAAUCCUGUAUUUGUGUCAUCUUAAUUUUUUCUUCAUUAAAAAUGGGUCAGGAUUUAGUGACGCCUGGAAGGCUAGCAUUAAAAACAGCCCCACUUAACCCAAAGGUAGUCAUUUUUCUUUUGUUCCUUUUAAUUUAAAUGGAAGGAAAUUAUGCAUAUGUAUUAACUCACCUAUAAGAUGUAAGUGCUGACUUAGUAAGCUACUUAUCUAGUAUGAAGGAAUUAAAAUAUUAGCAGCUUUUAAUAGCUAAACACCAGUCUGAUACAAUUUAAAAAUAUAUACUCACAUUUUUAAAAUAUUAAAUGUUUAGAUUUUAAUUUUUAUUUACUUUCCCACGGGAAAAAAUCCAAAUGUUCUAUAUAGCUACUGCCAACUGCUUUUAUAGCAGCUGUCCAAAACAUUGAAAAAUAUUUGGUUACUUGGUAUAGCAACUGUCCCCUCAGGCCUCGGGUUCUAAUGACUUGGAAGGCUUGUCUUAAUGCAGAAUGUGGAAGUACACCAGUGCAAUAGAAAACUACAUUUAAAAAAACGAAUUUUACCAGUUUUGUAGAAGCUUUUAAAAAGGCAUGUAUAAAUAAAUCCAGCUCUGUGCAAGGUCUUAAAAUUUUCAGCAUCAAAACGUAAGUGAGCAGUUUGGACCAACUUUAUGUUAAGGUGAAUUCUGCAUGGUGGCUUUGACUACCAUAAAGCAUUCAAUGAUUGGGGCAUAAUAAGCUCUCUUGUGCCAUAUUAUAAUCUUCAGCAGCUACUGAGAGUGCACUCUUGAAUAAACUCUUAACAAAGUUUUUCCACAAUAAUAUUACAUAAUGUCCAGUGGCUGGCAGAGAAUGACUUCCAAAUUUGAGGGGAGGCGGUUCCCCACCCCUGCCAAACAAAUCAGUGCUCAGCAUGUAUUUGCUAUCGUAUGUUUUCUGAAAGAAGUGUAGAAAUAGGGACCAAACUUCCACAACCUACUUAAGGAGGAGGGGAGUGUGUGCAGAGAACAAAAUGGUCUCUGGUGCAGACACGCAUUAAAACCCUUCUCCCUCGGUGUUUGGCAGAUUCUCUGUGCAGAAAUUUCAAUGGCCAGUCUCUGCUCAGCUUUGGUCUGGGUUGCUGGAGUGGCAGCUAGGUGUAAAAGCAAAUUUUAACACAUUUUACACAUUUUUAGAAGCCACAACUGCUACUUUCCCCAAGCUUUUCAGUGGGCUAGAAAUCUUGAGUUGUGAUUUGAUACCUGAGCUUUUGCAUUUGACAAAAUAUAACUAGAGGUGAUUACUUUAGCAUAGUCUGAUCUUCGUUGCUUUUGAUAGGAAAGCCCAGGCAAGAUGCCACCAGCAUGGGCAGACCAAUCUUUUCUUGAGGAAAGCUUAUGUCAUUUAAUCAAAAACGCCACCAAGAUCUAAGAAUCGGAGGCAGGAUGCCUCAGAAUGGCAGUUGAUAAGAAUCCCUUUGGAAUCUGGUUGGCCACUGGGAAGAGGAGGCUGGAUUAGACAGGCCUUCGGCCUCAUCCAAAAAGAAACUUCUUAAAUUCUUAAUAAUGGUGUAGAUCUCUUAUUCUGUAAUUUAGCCUAUUUGCACUUUUACAACAGCCCACUAAUAUCUUUUUUUUUCCUCCUCCCCCUUCCCACAAACUGAUAAUCUUUCAAAGGUAUGUGCAGUGUUCUAGAUAUUCUUAUAAUUUGUUUAAAAACUUGACAGAUAACUUUUAUUUUUAAAGCUCUGUUUGCACAUAGUGCUAGAGAAAACCAAGAGAAAACCUUUUCUACAGCUCAUAGUUUGUCUAGAGUGAGACUAACAUUAAGCUUGGGUUAAGACUUAACACUAAGCUAAACCAUGGUUUGGCCCUGGGUAGCAUGAGAGCACUAGGGUAGAGGCACCGUGGCCAUGAUCUUUGCUCCAGGAAUCCAGUUUGUAUAAACCAUAGUUUGGCUUAGCAUUACAUGCAAACAGCACCAUGUUUAAAUCAUUUGAAAGGUAUACUUCUGUUUCUUCUUUUUUCUGGAUCAACAGGGUUUUGUCAAAAUCGCCCUGCUAAAAGUUUUCACUGUAAAUCAGGGUCUUUGAAAUGAAGGCAACUUUGAAUCUGAACUGAAAAUAGGAAUUUUACUGAUGCUCAGUUCCUGAUACUUGCUUCAAGCUAUAGUUAUUUAUUCAAGGGCUUGAGAGAAAAUUUCUGGUUCCAUCUAUUGCUCUCUGGUUCCAUCUAUUGACACACUAGCAGGAUUUGGGAAAGUCAUGCUGCUGUACUCAAAGACCUAAAUGAACAUACUCUGUUUUGUAAUACUUGACUUCUUUUUUUUUGCAUUGGGCAUGUGUGUGAAGACAGCUUUCUUCAAGGACCCUUCUGCUAAAAACACUACACAAUUUUACAAGAUAUGACUAAUUCUAGAUGAAUAUGAAAUCAAUCCAGUUGGACUGAGUUCGCACACUUCAUCCAAGUCCAGCACCAUUCCAGAGUAUGAUUAUCUCUUUAAGAUUACAUACAGUGCUUUUUUCUGCGAGUACACAGUACUGGCACUUUUUUUUCUAGAAGAAAAGCACUGAUUAAAAGUUUGGCACUUACUAUAGCAACAUCAUGGUGAGUAGCGGCACCCUUUUUUCUAGAAGAAUAUACAUAUAAUCACAUUUUCACAUACACACACAUGCACACAUAGUAGCUUAGAAUUUUUGCAAACUCUUACUAACUAGUACAGUGUGAUCAUCUUAGCAAUAAUGUUAAGAUCCCCUCCUUAUCAACUUUCUUUUGCAAAAUGCAGUCUUUUCCUGAAAUUUACAUCACAUUUAAUGUAGUUUGAAAUACAAAUUUUAAUUUAAUCCACCAUCGGUCCUGGUUUUCAUAGUUCACAUCUGUGUUGAUUGUCUAAGGGCCUUCAAUGCAAUUGGUUAGGUCAAACUGUGUAAACCAAACUAUCCUUCCACCCUGGUGUCAGAAAGGAAUCAGAAAUGAAAGGACUUUUUUGUCUAUGGUCUAGCUGAGAUUCUGGAAAUCUGAGGGGGAGGGGAGGAAUUCCCAUUUCACAUUCCUGAUAAAAUUGACGCAGUCUAAACAUAACACCGUAUGUUUUCUUCCUUUUUUCCCCAUCACACCAAAAUACAUCAACAGCAGAAGCACAAAGUCUGCUUUCAAAGUACCAACUGUGGGGUUUACAUUUAAGGAAAGUAGUGGAAUUCUUUUGGACUGCACCAGUUUGGAAUACAGGUGGCAACCAGGGGAUUACAUUACUGAUUACAAGUGGUGCUGUUGUCUAAACCACUGAGCCUCUUGGGCUUGCCAAUCAGAAGGUUGGCAGUUUGAACCCCUGCAACAGGGUACAGUUGUUCUGUCCCAGCUCCUGCCAACCUAGCAGUUCGAAAGCACACCAGUGUAAGUAGAUAAAUAGGUACCGCUCCAGUGGGAAGGUAAAUGGUGUUUCUGUGUGCUCUGGUUUCUGUCAUGGUGUCCUAUUGCACCAGAAGCGGUUUAGUCAUGCUGGCCACAUGACCCGGACAGCUGUCUGCGGAUAAAUGCCGGCUCCCUCGGCCUGAAAGCGAGAUGGGCGCCGCAACCCCAUAGUCUCCAUUGACUGGACUUAACUGUCCAGGGAUCCUUUACCUUUUACAUUACUGAAUUCACUAUUACUCCAAAAACUUUCCACAUGGUAACUGCUGCCCUCCGGAUGUUUUUGGAUGUAGCUUCCAUCAACUUCAGCCAACAGGGCCAAAAGUCAGCGAUGAUGGGAUCGCUGGCACACUAACUUUCCAUCUGUAGCAAAACAUAUCCAAAUGUACUUAUAUGUACCCUGCCAAGCAUUCUUCUGGGGCUUUAGAAAUAAAACAUACAAUCUCAAGGCAUACUCCUGUUUUUAAAAGCUUGCUUCAGUUUCUCGGAUAACCAUUCUACCAGAUGUCUGAUUCCCCUAUAUUCGCAAACAAGCUAAAAAAAAAAACCUCUGCAUAGUUUGUAAACAUUGUUUUGUUUAAUGUGAAACCUAACUGAUUUCAAAUGGCAUGAGAACGGGGAGGAGGAAUGGCACUUCCAAAUUUUACUUUAAAUGAUAGAAGUUUAUAUUUGAAACACUGUCCAUGUUCCAGAAUUAUUGAUGCAGGCAAGUUUCUCCGAACAUCGAGGGGAAACAAGGCUUUUAAAGUUUAUAUUCUCCAACCGCCGUCAGAAAAGAACUUGCAUCCUACGAGUAUCCCCACAAAACUUUGCAGUCAAGCAUACACAUACAAAAUGUUGCAAAGAGUCUCAGAACCAGUGUCUGAGCAUGUCUGUCACAAAUACUAGCAGUGCUGGCUAGAGCUGAUAGGAGUUUGGAGUCCAACAACAUCUCGAAGGCUCACCAGUUCCCUAUCCUUGGCUGAAUCUACACAUAUAUAAAAAAACACUGUGAAAGUGCAUAUAUUUAAAAAAACUUUAAAAAAUAUAUGGAAUUUGCCAUUAGCUCACCAGCUCCAUUUGUAUAAUGCACUUAAAAUAUUAUACUGUAUUUGCAGCUCUAUAGCUGAGUCCCUUGACAUGCUCCCUGACUCUGACCUGGUUUGCUUCGGCUCACAUAAAAACAAGAGCAUUGCCCCAAUGGCAUUUGUAAAUACCCUUGCCCAACAGGAAAGAACUCUUGUGUGUGGAAGAUUGGGGGAAGAAGUUCCCAUUCUCCUGAACUUUGGCUGAACUGGUCUUCUCAUGUUCCUUCUUGUGUACCAGACGAGAUCAUUAAAGCUCCUCAGUUUAUCCUGAGAAUUUUGUGUGGUGUUGUUGCUUUAAUUGAGCAGCUGAAUAAAUACAGUGUCUUUCAUUCUUCAGGGCAGGGACUGCUAAGAAGAUCAAAGCAGUCUCUUGAGGGCAUGGAGUUGAGAUGAAGGAAUAUCAAGUCAUAAGGCUACUUGGAAUAGCCAUGCUGUGAAAUGCAUGCCACAGAGAAUAGGGGUAUGCGUGCAUGUGUGAGAAGAGAGGAAGUAAGGCAAAUAUAGAGGGAUAAUUGGAAAGUGGGGGGCAAAAGACUGGUACACUGUGGGUAUCUUUCCCCCCUCCUGCACUGCUAAUGGCAGCGGGGGGUGGGAGGAGUGGUUUUGAUCAGAGAAAUAUGGGAAGGAUUAACCCUCUCCUCAGCACAAUGUCCACAAUCAAAUUAUACCCUCCCCCAAUAUUCUUUUGAAAACACACAAAAUAUGCACCAUAGAAUCACGGAAUCAUCCAGUCCAACCCCCUGCAAUGCAGGAAUCUCAGCUAAAGCAUCCAUGACAGGUGGCCAUCCAACCUCUGCUUAAAAAUCUCCAAGGAAGGACAGUCCACCACUUCUCAUGGGAUUCUGUUCCACUGCCAAACAGUUCUGUCAGAAAGUUUUUCCAAAUGUUUAGCCAGAAUCUCCUUUCUUGUAACUUGAAGCCAUUGCCUCAAGUCCUACCCUCAAGAGCAGGAGAAAACAACCAUGCUUCCUCUUCCACGUGACAUCCCUUAAGAAGAAGAAGAGUUUGGAUUUGAUAUCCCGCUUUAUCACUACCCUAAGGAGUCUGAAAGCGGCUAACAAUCUCCUUUUCCCUUCCUCCCCCACAACAAACACCCUGUGAGAUGAGUGAGGCUGAGAGACUUCAGAGAAGUGUGACUAGCCCAAGAUCACCCAGCAGCUGCAUGUGGAGGAGUGGGGAAGCGAACCUGGUUCACCAGAUUACGAGUCAACUGCUCUUAACCACUACACCACAGAUGGCUAUCAUAUCUCCUCUCAGACUCCUCUUUUCCAGGCUAAACAUACCCAGCGCUCCCCAUAAGGCUUAGUUUCCAGACCCCUUGAUCAUCUUGGUUGCCCUCCUCUGCACAUGUUCCAGCUUGUCAACAUCCUCCUUAAAUUGUGGUGGUUAGAAUUGGACAGAGUAUUCCAGGUGUGGUCUGACCAAGGCAGAAUAGAGUGGUACUAUUACUUCCAUUAUCUGGAUACUAUACUUCUGUUGAAUAGAAUAGCUGCAUCAAGCAAGCCUAUCCCAGAUCUUCCACAUCACAUCCAGUUUCACCCCGAGUUUUCAGAAUUUCAGAAUUUGUCUGGGUUUUAUGAAUGCUCAUAUGCACAAAGGCCACUUCACCUGUGUUUGUAUCACAGCCUUUGCAUCAUGAGCACGUUCUUCUCUAUCAAGGCGAAACACCAAGUGUCCUGGAGGCAUCUAAGGUCAGGCCACUGGCACCAGUUGGACUUUACUGUCAGCAGGUGAUUGACACUGAAGUGUGUUCAUGUCAGACAAUUUUGUCUACCUGGUUUCCACCAUAACCAGCAACCUCCCCAUUGACACUGAGCUGGACAAGCGUAUUGGCAAGGCUGCCAGGGCAAUGGCUCACCUCUCCAAAAAGGUAUGGGAGAAUGUGAUGGUAGCAUCCAAUACCAAGAUGAAGGUCUACCAGGCUUGUGUGAUGAGCAUGCUGCUUUAUGGAAGUGAGUCAUGGGCAACUUCCAACCACCAGGAGCAAUGCUUCCAUGCCUUCUACAUGAACUGCAUCAGGGAGAUUCGGGGCAUCACAUGACAGGACAGUCUCAAACAAAGAUGUGCUCUUCCAGGCCCACAUUCCCAGCUUGUGUGCACUCCUGUCUCAACAAUGUCUACACUGGCUUGCUCACGUCCACAGAAUGAAAGAUGGCAGGAUCCCCAAGGACGUGCUGUACAGGGAGCUAACUUCAGCAAAUGACCAAAAUAAUCCAUUGAAUUAUGGGUCCAAAAGACUGGAUAUGUUUUCUUUGUAUUGAUUUGCAACACAGGUAAAUUAUACGUAAAAUAAAGAAGAACAAAAUAAUAUUGUUCAUUUGGCCGUGAUCUAGAAACACUGGAAAAUGGUGGAAAUACAUGGAGCGUUAUAGCAAAUAUGCAAUCCUAAGGCAAUAUUUACAUGUGACUUUGAAAUACGGGAUUUGUUCUCUAAAAGGAGAUUACUUAUUUCAAAGCUUAAGAUCUUUUUAAGAUUAUGGGGAUUAACUUUUUUCAGUUUAAUGCCGAAUCUCCCCAUUUAUCAAAGCACGGACAAAAUCUUUUGCUUGAUGAAUUGCAGAAGCAGUGAUGAAAGGGCUAUAAAUGAAAGACUCACACAGAUUAUAUAUAUUUUCAGAACACGAGAAAGGCAUGCACAGAUUUUCCCUCUUCCCAGAACAUUGACAUUGGAACAUUUCCCUCUCCCAAGAUACUCUGGAGCUGACCUAAAGUUGCCCUUCUCUUACUGUGGAAUUUCAAAGGGAUAUUCCAGUGUGAAACUGCCGAGUUAAAAUGUAUCAAGGGAUUUUAUUUGUCUCUGGGGCAUGAAUAAAGUUAUUAAGGCUUCUUGUCACACUGCAGGUGUUAAGUUACUUAGCAGUAUUAGGGUGACUGCUAAGACUAUUCCUGUGAAGAGUGACUUAACUGAUUUGUAACAGAAUGUGAUUUCUGUAGUUCCAUCACCAUUUGGCCUGGCUGCUCAUACUCCCCACCCACCCCAAAUAAAGAUAUACCCACCAACUAAGGAUAGACACUUUGUGUAUCUGAUGAAGUGGACUCAAUGCUUUGGGUGGAAAGAAAAGGACAAGUAAAAAGAGAACAAAUUGCGACGAUCGCAUGUAUGUUCACUACAGGAUGUUACUUACCAGCAUGGGAAACUGUUCUUGCCAUCUGUUAGUUUAUGGAGAAGGAAAGUGUGGCAUGUUAGGUUGAAUGAAUAACAUCACCAUCUAUAAACAUUCAUAGGGAGGAAGAAAUCUCAGAUAACCUUGGGGGAAAUUGGAUUUUAUUUACGUAUUCAAUUUUGAAAUCAAUCAAGACCUAGAGAACCAGCAUUGGUGGGCAUUUGGACUAUUCCAUAAAUUCAUUUUAUAUAAUAUGGAGAAGUAGGCUCCAAUCGGAAAUAUGUUUAAGUCAAUGGCCUUUUUAAAAUAUGUCCCAGUUAAGCUUUUGGUUUGUGUAUGAGUGGGUGGAGAUUUUAAGAGAGGCAUGAUUUGAAGUGGAAUUGAAACCACAAAAAAGUAAGUAUCACAGGCAAGAAGAGGGCAAGAGCAUUUCUAUGCCACUGGGAGUCUGUCCUAGUCAUGGGCACAGCCAGGAUUUCUUUGAGGGGGGCAAAAAAUUGCUUAGCUUUUUUUAGAUCGCCCCCUAAAGUUGUUGAUCUUUUUUGGGAAAACCAUGAGUAAAAAAUACCCACCAGAACCUCAGUUAAUUGAGUACUUUCCAUGCUCCUAGUCAUACUUUUUCAGAUUGUAGCAUUUUGGGUUUGGGGUUUUAAAAAUAUAUAUAUAACAAAAACCAUGUCACACUAAACCAUGGCUUAGCAGAAAUGAUCCAAUCAGCACUUCAACUCCAGUCCUGUUCUUGACUCCUCAAAAUAUUCCAUCAACAGUGUCUCCGAAAAAAUGUACACAUCACUUCGGAAGGCAGGCGAACUAAUGCCAGUGUACUGGAAGAAGCAAAGAUCACCAGUGUCAAAGCAUUGAUUCUUCAACAUAAAUUUUGUUGGACUGGUCAUGUUGUGCGGAUGCCUGAUUAUCAUUUCCAAAGCAACUAUUCUAUUCCAAACUCUAAAAUGGAGAGCGUAAUGCUGGUGGUCAACAAAAGAGGUUUAAAGACUCUCUCAAAGUAAAUGUAAAAAAAAAAAAGGAGUAUAAACAGGACAAUUGGGAAACACUGGCCUGAAAGUGCUCCAGUUGGAGGACAGCCUUUACCAAAGGUGUCAUGGACUUUGAAGAAGCACAAACUCAGGACGAAAGGGAGAAACGUGCUAAGAGGAAGACACAUUUGGCAAAUCCACACCAUGAUCAACUCCUGCCCAGAAACCAAUGUCCCCACUGUGGAAGGACGUGCGGGUCCAGAAAUGGCCUCCACAAUCACUUAGGACUCACUGUUAAGACCGUGUCCAUGGAAGACAAUCUUUGUUGUUGUUGUUUAGUCGUGUCCGACUCUUCGUGACUCCAUGGACGAGAGCACGCCAGGUACUUCUGUCUUCCACUGCCUCCCGCAGUUUGGUCAAACUCGUGCUGGUAGCUUUGAGAACACUAUCCAACCAUCUCAUCUUCUGUCGUCCCCUUCUCCUUGUGCCCCCCAUCUUUCCCAACACUGGGGUCUUUUCCAGGGAGUCUUCUCUUCACAUGAGGUGGCCAAAGUAUUGGAGCCUCAGCUUCAGGACCUGUCCUUCCAGUGAGCACUCAGGGCUGAUUUCCUUCAGAAUGGAUAGGUUUGAUCUUCUUGCAGUCCAUGGGACUCUCAAGAGUCUCCUCCAGCACCAUAGUUCAAAAGCAUCAAUUCUUCAGCGAUCAGCCUUCUUUAUGGUCCAGCUCUCACUUCCAUACAUCACUACUGGGAAAACCAUAGCUUUUACUAUACGGACCUUUGUUGGCACGGUGACGUCUCUACUUUUUAAGUGGCUGGCUAGGUUUGUCAUUGCUUUUCUUCCAAGAAGCAGGCUCUUUUAAUUUCGUGGCUUACUCAGGUACAAGUGAUCGCCAAAGUAGAAGACAUGGGGCUAAGCCAGGGGGUGUCUCGGCGUACCCUCGCCGCCUACCCCUCUCCCUCCUUGCACGCCAGCCUGCUAGCUGGGGGGAGCCACGUGCGCGCGCCGGCGUCGGAGCAGGGCGCGGCCCGGAGGUGGCGGCCCGCGGCAGCAGCAGUGGGCGGAGAGAGCGGCUGUUGGAGGAGGAGGAGGAGACGGAGGAGGGACGCGCGGGGACAGCGGCCUCGGCACUCUCGGCGCGGAUCCUGGUGGGGAGCAUCGGCAGCGCCACCGCCGCCGCCGCCGCGCUCGGCAAUGGAGGAAGAGGACGCCACCGCCCUCCGCCCGUGAUCCGUCCCCGCCACGAUCUCUGUCCCCACCGAGGUGAGCGAGGAUGGAGCCGCCACGGCGCGCCCCUUUCCCCUGGAGCGCCCUUUUUCCUUCAGCCUUUGGAAAUGAAAUUGGGAUUUGGGGAUGGAGGGUAGAGCCGCCUCCAGGCGGCGGUGGGGAAAUAGCGGGGAGACUCUCCAAGCAAUGGGGAGGGGUGUGUGGAUCGGGGUCCGUCCAAGCGCGCGCUGGAAUACCUCGGGGCGGAUUUGAGGUCUUUCCUUCCCCAGAGUAGGAUCCUACGGAGGAAACGUGGCAUCGGGGAGUUGCUGUGUGGCCAUGCAGCGUGCAUGACCCUGGCACCGAAAUUUGUGCGUGCUCGGCCCCUUCAUGGGGAAUUUUGUGUGUGCUCGGGCACCCAGAGCCCCAGGGAGUUGGCACCUAUGGGAGGGUGGUGGAUCAGGGUUUCAUACCUCGGGGCGCCGUCCAAUACUCGCCUCCUGCUCACACCCUAGUCUUUCCGUCCCCAGAGUAGGCUCCUGCCCCCUUUGGGGCCAGAACCGGACUAGGAAGGAAGACGGAGGGAAAAACGUGGCUCCGCGGCAUUGCUAUAUGGCCCCAAGCGGGCUCGCCCUCCCGCCCCGUCUGGCUGCUCCGGACGCGCCAAGCCAGGAGCCUGGUGCUUAUGCGCCUCUGCAGGGAGACCAGGAGCGAGCCGUUAGUCGCCUUCCCCGCCGCGCUCUGUCCUCGCCGGCUUCCUGCGUGGAGCCACCGCCUGCAUCUCUUUCUUUCUCUGGGGAAAGUUGUGGCUUCCUCCAAAACAAAUCCCCGCCGCGUCUCAACUCGAGCCGGACUCCCUUUGUUUGUUCCCGCACGGCUUGAGGACGUGUGGAAAAGUUGACAACGGGAAGCGCCUCCCUCCCUUUCUCAGACGGGACCCUGCCGUCGUUUCGGUAGCCAGCUUCGCAUUGCCUCUUCCUAGGCAGCCUCUUAGAGGGCGAAGGCGGAGCGCGCAAAGGAAACCAGAGGCAGAUUCAGGACUGGCUGGCUGAAGAAUUUAGAUCGACAGUUUAGUGAGAGUGGAGGGGACUCACCGAGGCUGUGAUGUGCAGUUGUGGUCCUCCAGAGAUUGAUGGACUCCAACUUCCAUCCAGCGUUCGAAACUCCCAUUGUUCUAGGCAUGUUUUGCGACAGGGAAAUUUGUUAAUGCGAGCAGUUUCUGAGCUCUGAGCACAGUACCACCCCUAAGAUUUCAGAUUAAAACUGCAGAGUGGAAGGAAAGGAGGACCUUUUUCUGCCUCCCCACUUCCAGCUACUCUCUGAAGACUGGAGAAGAGACCCUCUGAAGAAUAUUAGGGGGUUGGGCACGGGAAGGACUUGACCCUGUGAAAAAUGAACACAAGAUUUUAGCUGCAGUUCAUUCAUUUUUAGCUUUGUAUUCUUGCCAUAAAAAAGCGCGCCCAGACAUUCCAUUGUUGCGCCCAUAACCUCGGUUUAAGGUGCCAUUUAGCUCCUAGCUUUCAUAUCUCAGUUUCUAACACUGGUUCCAUCAGCUCCAGCCAACAUAAGCAGUGGUCAUGGAUGGUGGAAGUUGCAGUCUGAGAACGUAUGGAGAUCUACUGCUUUAGAGGCAAUUUAGUGGCUGAGAAACUCUUCCAGGUGACCAGAGCUUCUUUUCUUUUGCAAAAGUGGUGGUUCUUCUCUGUCUGGCUAUUCAUGUGCCAUAGCCAGCUGUUGUAAGUUAUAUGUAUGGGGGGGUUCCCCUUGUUUUGUAGACCAGUAAUUGUUCCAGAUGUAUUUGCAAGGGUCACAUCCUGGCAGCUAAAUUCUGUUUAAACACCCCACACUCUGUGGUCGUAAACUCGAAGACUUGGGAGUAAGGCCUGUUGGACUUAUUUGAUCAUACUUCUGAGUAGGCGUGCAUAAGAGUGUACUGGCAGAUUUCUUCUGCAGUCCUGAAACUCUUGAUUUUAGCCAUCUUGAUUACAUACUGCAAUAUCUGAAAGACGUCCUCAUCUUUCAAGAGACUGCUUUGUUUAUGUGGUUGCCCAAUUAGUGAGAAGAGGCAACCAUAAUGAAUAGUGGAACAUGAUUGAGUGGGUCAAAAGCCUUGAUGCACAUAGCUCUACUUUUUACCCACAUUAAAAAAUUGGUCUCUCUUAACAAAAAAUAAAGUUUUACUGUGCUGCCUAAUGGAUGUUAUUUUUCUUUCUUUCUGUUUUUGCAUUCUUGGUAAUAUGAGAUACUUUGGCCUGCCAAUUUUGCUGUAUCACAUCUCAUUCCAUUAAGAAGGAAAUGGAGGAUGCUUUAGAAUAUCCCAAAUAAGUGCUAAAGGUUUGUCUUCGUCUGAAGCCAAGCUUCUUCCUUGUAAUAAAAGGCAUAAGAUGGGGGUGUGGUAAGGAUAGAACUGCCUUUGUCCAUUCUUGAGAUAUUUACCUAUGGACCUAAUUGGCUGUUCCCUCUCUGUAUGGAAGCAGUCAGCUAGAGAGUGCUGCUGUGCUCGUGCUUUGAUUGUGGGCUUACCAUAGGCAUCUGCUUGGGAAUUUGAGAAUAGGACAAUGGGCUUUUGUCCAAUGCAGCAGGGAUCUUCUUGUUUUAGAGGAUGGUAGACUCUCCUCUGUAGAUCUAGUAGGGCUGCUGAUGCUCCCACUCUGAAUUUCCUGCACUGUGUAUGAACAGAACAUCAGCCAGAGCGCAAUUCAAGAAAAGAAGUCAAAAACAAGUCAAGGCUUUCCUAAACCCCUGAAUGGAUGCUAAAGCUUUCUAGAAACUAGGCUAGGUGGCCUACAAGACCUUCUCAUAGUGGGAUGACAAAAUACAUAAGAGGAUGGGGUAGACUGCCUAGUGCAGGAGUGGCAAACUGCAGCCCCAAGGACUGAAUGCGGCCCUCAAGCCUUCCUUAUCUGGCCCUUGGAACACUCCCUCAGCCACACUCUGACUUGCCUUACACCCCAGGUGUUUUUGCUCUUCUGGAAUGUGUCCUUCAACUCUGAUAAUGCCCCUGGCUUGUAUGGAUAGGGAAGAGAGAGGCAUUUAUUGUACAGUGGUACCUCGGGUUAAGAACUUAAUUUGUUCUGGAGGUCCGUUCUUAACCUGAAACUGUUCUUAUCCUGAGGUACCACUUUAGCUAAUGGGGCUUCCUGCUGUCGCCGCACGAUUUCUGUUCUCAUCCUGAAGCAAAGUUCUUAACCCAAGGUACUAUUUCUGGGUUAGCAGAGUCUGUAACCUGAAGCGUCUGUAACCUGAAGUGUCUGUAACCCGAGGUACAACUGUACAAAAGUAAAGUUGGCAUAAAUUGUUCUGCCCACUUUCCCCCCGGCUCCUGUCCACCGCUGGAAUGUAACCCUUGGGAGGUUGAGGAUAAUUGAAUACAGCACUCAGGCUGGAAAAAGUUCUCCAUCCCUAACCUAGAAGAUGUGACCUGCCCAUAGUGGGCUUUAGUGGUUUCAUGGCCUGCUUCCGGAGAGUAAUGCUGACUUGUAAGCAGGGUCUUGCAGUAGUUAGCUGUGUGCAGUUGACCCUGCCAGUGCAGGGACGUGCUGCCUUUGCAUCAUGCAAUUUGAAAGGUGCUUCUUGUGAAAGAAGGGGACCCUCUUGGUUGUUCUACUGCUCUCUGAAUUAUGGGGAGUGGUGACCCAAGAGAGGGCAUUUUCUGUGGCAGCUGUCCAUGAAGGGAGGGGGGCAUUUGUCCCCUUCCCCUAACCCCCCUUUUGUUUUUUAAAGAGUAAGUUUCUAGCAUGUGUGGAACCCACGAUACAAGGCAAAAUGCGCAGGCACAAUUCUUGUCGUUUGUUGAGUGAGAAACUUGCCUGCUCCCACUUUUCAGUUCUGUAUGUAUGUUUUAUUCAUUUGACGUAUUUAUUUAUCCGUCCUCCCUUUCCCGUAAAUUUCCUGCAGAUGUCCAUGGUGGCAACCCCUGAACUGUGGAACUACCUUCCCAUAGUCUAGCAUCUCUGUUGCACGGCUUCCAUCGUAUGUGAAGAUGCACCUUUGACAAUUAAGGGGUUUUUUUGCGGGGUUUGUGUGUAAUGGAACCUGCCUUGUUUGGACUUUGCUUUAGAGCUGCCUCAUUUGAUUCUUGCACAUUAUAUUGCUGUAACGUGCCCCGCGACCUCAUGGGGAAAUCCUUUAAAUGAUCAACAAAGGAAUACAAGUGGUUGGAGCUCAGUGAAAGUGACGGUGGGCAUUUCAUUUCUCUGAUCACUACAAAGCAGAAGGUGGACUGGGGUUAUAUUCCGGCUGUCUCAAAACAAUGUCCAAAAUACCUCGUUCUGGAGGAUGGUGCUGUAUUUUGUCCAGGAACAACCUGUUAAGUUUACGUAGAACUGGGAAAAAUGACUAGUUUCCUAGUGAAGUCAGACAUAAAGACCCUUUUGCUUAGCACCUGUGGUUUAUUUUUUUUUUAUUUUUAUUUUUUGAGUCAUUUCCUUUUCCCUCUGUUUUUAAGCUGCUGAUGCAUGCUUCUAAUUCUGCACAGUACUUCCUGCAUGUCUGUCCAUUUACUCCCCCCCCAAAAAAAAUUAAUGUUUUUUUCCACAAAAAUUUAAACACAGAGACAAAUAGACAAACAAACAUAAAUCAUAACCUUAUUAAAAUGAAUCUAAAUAACAUUGUUAAGUGACUUCCUUGUAUCCCCCUGGUUAGAUUUCAUUGCAUCUCAUUAUAACGGUUUUCCAAGUCAAUAUUCUUAUAAAAUUAACUUAAUCACUUAACAUCUUUCUUUCUUUCCAAUUCUGCAUUAAACAUAUUAAUUCAUCACAUUACAUAUUUAAAUCCUAAGCCUAUCUGGUAUUUGCAAGCUUUUCCUAUUUAAUUUAACUUAACAUAUUUAACUAAAUAAUCAUUAAAUUUCGUCCAUUCUUCCUGGUACUCCUUGCAUGUCUGUCCAUUUACAGCCAUCCCAUAGCUGGCUCUUGGGCAGUGCUAGAUGCCAAUGUGUUGUUUUCCCAAUCCAAGUGGAACACAAAAAGCUGCCUGCUGUGUAAUUGAACCAUUGGUCCAUCAAAUUGCGUGUUACCUACAUUGGGGGUGGACUACAAUAUUUUGGCUAAGGGCCGCAUUCUCACAGGGGUAAUAAUAAUGUGUUGGAGGCCACAUGCUGGCAGUGGGCAGGCCCAGAGACACAAAUGCUCUGGAUUAACUACCGUCUUUUUCGCUCUAUAGGACGCACCAGACGAUAAGACGCACCUAGUUUUUUUGGGGGGGGGGGGUUUGGAAACAAGAAAAAAAAAUCUAAAUCCCAGAAGCCAGAACAGCAAGAGGGAUCUGGCUUCUGGGAUAGCCGCUGAAGCCUCUCCCGGGCAGCGGGAUGAAGGCUCCCCCUGCCUGAAAGAGGCUGCACGUGGGUAAGCUGCCCUCUGUACCUUCCCCCAUCUCCCGCAAGAACCGUGUGCUCUUGGGGGCUUUUCUGGGAGGUGGGGGAAGGGACAGAGCCACGCUCUGGGAGGUGGGGGAAGGGACAGAGCCCCCCACUUCCCACAAAAGCCGCACAAAGCCUCCCAGGGCAGCGGGGAGCCUUCAUCCCGCUGCCCUACUGAGGCUUCGCGGGGGCUAUCCAAAAGCCAGAAUAGCUAGAGGGAGUGCUGCGCAGUGGUCCCUCUAGCUGGUCUAGCUUCGUGCGAAACCUCCGCAGGGCACGGGGAGCCUUCAUCCCCGUGUCCUGCGGAGGCUUCUGCAGGGCAGCGGGGUGCGCAGCUAAGCCUGAAGCUAGAACAGCAAGACGGAGUGCUGCACAGCACUCCCUCUCCCUGUUCUGUCUUAGCCGCGCAGCCUGUAUUCGCUCCAUAAGACGCACACACAUUUUCCCUCACUUUUUAGGAGGGAAAAGUGCGUCUUAUAGAGCGAAAAAUACGGUAAUCUGGAAUAAAGACCAACAUGCGUCUUUCACUCACAUGCACAAAUGUUGAAGUGAUUGAUACUGUGGGAGAGGCAACUUGGAGAUGCAAAAAAGAUAAACAGGAGGGGAAGAAGUCUGAUGGGGCAGAAGAAGGGGGCCAUUUCAGGGGCCACAUAAAAUGAUUUUAGGGGCCGUCCAUAUAUAAUCUCCCAGGCCAGGGUUAUCUAUGGCUGGUGCUGACUUUUUGCAUUUUCAGUCGGGGAUUUUUUGCAAUCCCACGACUCCCACCAGGGAUGUCAGGAACUGAACAUGCAUCCCUUUGCAUCCCAAGCAUGCCUUUUACUGCAGAGCUACAGCACUUCCCUGAAGGUGCCUGUACUACACAAUGUACAGAUUUCAUGUCUGGGCUGCCCUCAGCGUCCUCACGCCUGUCAGAAGAAAAGAAAUACACCUUUUGUGUUCACCCACACAGGCACACAAAAAUAAUAACCAACCUGUUUCAGCAUCAUACUCCUAUUCAUUCUUGAAACAGCCAGAAAACUGACGUGUGGAUCUCACUCUGGGGUAAUAUCUGCCUUUUGCAGGCUUUCUCUGGCUGUGGAAUGCCCUCACCCUGGGAGCAUGCCAGACACGGAUGCUUUUGGUAAAGAUCUGUCUCCCUGGGCUCCAUGGUUGUUAUUUUUUAUUACAUUAUGUUUUUGUUUUUAUCUGCUCUUACUGCUAUGACUUGUUGUUCUUUUAAUUCUUGUGGGAUCAAAUGUUGCAGGGCGGGUGGGCUAAAAAUAGUCAAACAAAUACAGAAACAACCCUUUCGAGUCAUCCCUUGUAUGCUUAUUUGUGAGAAAGUUAGGCUGGAUUUGGUUGGCUCUGACGAAUCUCAUAUGAGUGGGAUCGUGCAUAGUAUUACGUCCCGGAAGGAAAAGGGAGUGGCGAGGAAAACCUCUGUAAAUUUUCUCAGUGUGUUCAUUCACAGCAUCGUAAUUUUACAAAAGCACCGUUGUAGGAGUCUGUGGCAUGUUGCUGUCCCUCAGACUGAUUAGCAAUUUUUUUUUGCAGACAGUGCAGGCUUACUUAAAGGAUCUCUUUAAGUAAUUUGUAUAGUGUUCGCAAGUGUUCAAGUAUUUGUCCUUCUUGUAGAUUAUCUAAACCAUAAUCCUUACAACAACCCUUUCCGAUAAAUCAGUACAGUCGUACCUCGGAUCCCGAACACCUUGCCAGUCGAACGUUUUGGCUCCCGAAUGCCGCAAACCCAGAAGUGAGUGUUCUGGUUUGCGAACGUUCUUUGGAAUCCGAACGUCCGACGUGGCUUCCGAUUGGCUGCAGGAGCUUCCUGCAGCCAAUCAGAAACCACGCCUUGGUUUCUGAAUGUUUUGGAAGUCAAACGGACUUCUGGAACAGAUUCCAUUUGACUUCCAAGGUACCACUGUAUUAUCAUACUGCAGGUGAGGGACUGAGGCUGAGACACUAAGGACACUUAGUGAGUUCAUGGCAGACAUAAGAGUCAUAGAAUCAUAGAGGGGAAAGGGACUGUGAGGAUUAUCUAGUCCAGCAUUCCAUUGUUUGUGGAAUAAUGAACAUUACAUCCAAACCAACCCCUUCCACCAGGCUGCAGAGACACAUGCAGCUGAAGCCAGGCCAGUUGGUCAGUCCAAAAGGCAUGGAAGUGCUUUGGACAACCUGAACCAGUCCCCAGCAGUUGUUUAAUACUUCAGAGUAUUUAUUCCACUUGAAUGGCAAGCAUGAGGUGUUUUGCUGAGCAGACAGGGAAUCACAUUGGCUUUCCGCAGAUCAGUACAAGCUGUCUGCUUCCAUGAAAAAUGAUAUACCAAAAUGCUUCUUUCCACAGCUUAUCUUUAGCUUUUGUGUCACGGCUUCUCGUAAUGCAAUAUUAUGGAAGAGCAUUAUGUCGCUGCUUUUUGUGACUUCCAGGGAGCUGCUGCACAUAGUUAGCUGGCUUAAAAUCUCGCCGAAGUCACGUUUUAAGCUGCAUGGCAGGAUCACUGCCAGAAUCCACACGGGGGGGGGGGGGGACAGAAGGGAGAGGAUACUUUGUUGCUGACAGUAAUUAGGUUCCGCCAAAAGGGCACAUUCGUUCCAGGAUGGGGAAACAGGGAUUGAUCCAUCUGCUUUCUGGGAAUAAUCCUUAAAUUAUUCCACACUUACGGUGCUGAUCCUAAAAAAUAGUUACUUGGAAGUACAGUGGACACUCAGGUUGCAAACAUGAUCCAUGCAGGAAGCACAUUCGCAACCUGAAGCAGCGCAUCUGCACAUGCGCGGGUUGCGAUUCAGUGCUUCUGCGCAUGCGCAAAGUGUGAUUUAGCACUUCUGCGCAUGCGCGACCGCCGAAACCUGGAAGUAACCCUUUCCGGUACUUCUGGGUUUUGGCGCGUCCGUAACCUGAAAAAACGCAACCUGAAGAGUUUGUAACUCGAGGUAUGACUGUAAUACCGAGAGGAUUGUAGCUGCAAUCUUUACCUGGGAAUAAGCCUUAUUGAACAUGGUGGGAUUGACUUCUGAGUAAACCAUGCACAGGCUGCAGGCCACACAGCUCGAGUAAGCCUUUUUGAGCAUGACAUGUAUAGGAUUGUGCUGCUACUAAGAAUAUUUAGCUGGAAGUAGCCCUAACUUGAAAUCAGCUGUGUAUGCUUCUCUGAAGAGCAUGAGACUCUUAAUUUCACGUUUGUGGGUUUGAGCCCCACACUGGGCAGAAGAUUCUUGCGUUGCAGAGGGUUGGAAUACAGUCAUACCUUGGACCUCAAACACCUUGGCUCCUGAACAAAUCGGCUCCCAAACGAUCAAAACCUGGAAGUCAGUGUUCCGGUUUUUGAACGAUUUUCAGAAGCCAAACGUCCGGCACGGCUUCUGAUUGGCUGUAGGACAUUUCUGCAGCUAAUUAGAAGCCACACCUUGGUUAUUGAACGGUUUCAGAAGUCAAAUGGACUCCCGAGAUGCAUUCUGUUCGAGAACCAAGGUAGACGACUCUUCCAGCUCUUCCAGCUCUAUGAUUCUAUGAUAUAUUGCGCAUGGACAGAGCUACUGCAUUGUGUUAAUUUCUCAACUGCCAUUUCCAGUACUUGUUGCUCAGUCAAGGCAUUUUAAGGAGCAUAAAGAAUAAAUCUUAGGACUGUCUUCCUGGAGAAACAGAUCUGUUUAAUUAAAUUGUUUUUCCGGUAGUGUUUUCAUCUUCCUCCUUGCAGGAACAAUCUUGAUUGCGGGGGUUUUUAUAUUAGUUUGAUCAAAUCCAAAGAGAUGCCUGGAAUGAACACAUGCUUGAGUUGACCAGAGGUCACAAAAGGCAUUUAAACUCACCCAAGGCACUCUGCUCAUACGGGGUGAGAAGGAUCAAAACUUCAGCUGCCUAAGUGACGUUUUGAGGAAGUUCAGCAGGGCCUGAGGAUUUAACUAAAUCAGAUAUGUCACAUCCCCAAGUAGGAGUCCUUAUCUUCAAGGGACGUGGGCAGGAGAGGCAGGGCAUCCAGGGCCAGCCACAGAAGCAUUCACAGAGGCAGCACUGAGCAUAUGGCACUGUUGUCCUCAGACUUGGAGGACUCCACUGCAGAAGACCCAGGAAGGGCUGAGGUUCCCUUGCUCUGUCACAGUAGGAGAUUAUUCAAGAAGGUUGGGCCCUUUAAGAAGCACAGCAUCUUGAAGCACAGCUGGGGCUAACAUUAAGGCUGCGCCUGCUGAUGCUGUCACGACUGCUAUAUAAAGCAGUGUUUCCCAAACUUGGGACUACAGCUCCCACCAUCCCUAGCUAGCAGGUAUGAUGGGAAUUGUAGUCUGGAAACAGCUGGAGACCCAAGAUUGGGAAACACUGAUAUAAAGGCUCAGUCCUAGCUUGUUUCUUAGCUAGAGCACACUGGCGAUCCAUGCGGCGAUUCCUCGACCGUCCAUGAGCUGGAUCCAGAAGGCAGUUGGGCCUGAUCCGGCCCCUGGGCCUUAGUUUGCCGACCCAUGACAUAGUAUGUUAAACAUCAGUCUUUUUCCAUUUACAGUUGUACCUUGGAUCUCAGACACCAUGGCUCCUGAACAAAUCAGCUCCCGAACAAUCACAACCCAGAAGUGAGUGUUCUGGUUUUUGAAUGAUUUUUGGAAGCCAAACAUCUGACACAGCUUCCACAGCUUCUGAUUGGCUGCAGGACAUGCAGUUUUAAUUGAGUGCAGUACUGCGCCCAGAGCUCAGAAACUGCUCGCCCUAAUGAAAUUCCUUGCUGCAAAAUGCGCCUAGAACAAUGGGAGUUUUGAACACUGAGACAGACCCAAUGCAUGAUCCAACCUGCAGCCAAUCAGAAGCCGCACCUUGAUUUUCGAAUGGUUUGAGGAGUCAAACGGACUCCCGAAACACAUUCUGUUCAAGAACCAAGGUACGGCUGUAUUUCUUCUCAAACAAAACAUCUCUUUCCAUUUCCCUUUUCUUUCUAUUCCCUCUUCUUCAUUUCUCCUUUUUUAAAAUGUUUAAAACAACAGGAAAGAAGGGGGGCAGCCUCUAACUCCAUUGUAAACAACACAUAAAUACAAGUGCAAAACAAACGAUGGUGGUUAUUUAAGUCAUCUUUCUGAGAUAGCAUGCACCAAGUUCUAUUAAAAUGGUAAGAUUAAAGCAUUCCAAGCAGGAACAGAUGUGAGGGUUUUCUAGUGCCACAUUCUAAACACUAAUGUCAGUGCAUUUGCUUGCUGUGAGAUUUUGUUAUAUCUGAGGCUGCAAUUCAGAUAAUUGUGCGACCAGCUCUGUGCAUCCAGUGGGAUUUUCACUCGUUGGGUCUUUGGUUCUCAAACAACCACCUCCUGCAGAAGAGUACUCUGCACAGAAACGUAAUGUGGCCUUAUAGCUGAGGUAGGCUAGACAGACCAGUGUUAGAAGCUGAGAUAUGAAAGCUAGGAGCUAAGUGGCACCUUAAACCGAGGUUAUGGGCGCAACAACGGAAUGUCUAGGCACGCUUUUUUAUAGCAAGAAUACAAAGCUGGAAAUGAAUGAACUGCAGCUAAAAUAUUGUGUUCAUUUCCCACAAAGUCUCUUCUCCAGUCUUUGGAGAGUAGCUGGAACUGGGGAGGCAGAAAAAGGUCCUCCUAGGGAUGCGGGUGGCACUGUGGUUUAAACCACUGUGCCACUUGGACUUGCCGAUCGGAAGGUCGGCGGUUCAAGGCCCCACGACAGGCUGAGCUCCCAUUGUUCGGUCCCAGCUCCUGCCAACCUAGCAGUUUGAAAGCAUGCAGUGCAAGUAGAUAAAUAGGUACCACUCCAGCGGGAAGGUAAACGGCGUUUCCGUGCGCUGCUCUGGCUUCGCCAGAAGCAACUUAGUCAUGCUGGCCACAUGACCCAGAAAAACUGCCUGUGGAAGCAGACAAACGCCAGCUCCCUCGGCCUGUAAAGCAAGAUGAGCGCCGCAAGCCCAGAGUUGUUUGCGACUGGACUUAACCAUCAGAGGUCCCUUUACCUUUACCUUUUCCUUCUACUCUGCAGUUUUAAUUGAGUGCAGUACUGCGCCCAGAGCUCAGAAACUGCUCGCCCUAAUGAAAUUCCUUGCUGCAAAAUGCGCCUAGAACAAUGGGAGUUUUGAACACUGAGACAGACCCAAUGCAUGAUCCAACCAUGCGGUGGACAGGAGGAAAAGCCAGGAAGAGGAAGGAUAUAAGACUUCUGGGGAACUUGUGGAUCCACUGGAGGCUGUGUUGAACUCCCAGCUCCAGCCAGCAUCACCAGAGGACAGAGAUCAUGGGAGCUGAGGUCCAUGCACAUCUGGAGGGUCUACAGGAAGUGGAGGAGCACUACAGAGUAACUGAGCAUGGGAUCUGGGGUACCUUGUAUGAUUAGCAGUAGUGAAUUUCCUGAUAAAGUGAAACUGAAAACUUAGCAGAACCAAAUGAUAGAGGUCAUGAUAAGUGAUACUUUCCUAUACCCUAUAGAUUUAUUUUGCCGUCUGUCUUAACUCUGUCUGGAAAGCAGUGCCUGAGACGCAUUUGGGGGCCAGAAGUAUCGCUCUGCUUAUCCAGAUGUGCUGAGGCUGCUUUUGCUCGGAAACGCUGCAAGUUGUUAAAAGCCUCCUUGUUUGACAUUCAAAAGUAAGGUAGAAUAAAUCCUUUAUAUAAAGAAGCCACAAAUCAUGAGGAAACAGCCACUCCUCUGACUUUCUUUGGCUCCGCCAUGGUGUGAUCUUCAACGGACAUUUCUGACGAGGCUCAGAAGGAACCCUUUUAUAGGUAUGCUACUUUCUGUUUGCUCAAAAUGUGGAACUGCACCAGCCCUUGGUAAAGUCUGUAUGAAGCAAGACACAUGAGCAGCUUGCUUGAUUUCCUGUUUAGAGAAAGUCAGCAAUUACAGUACACUCAGCUGUCAGUUAAUGCAAACUUGCAAGCUGUGAUGGGUAGCCUGAUGGACGUAAACUAGGGAAAUCUGGAUGUAUUGAGCAACCUUGAGCCAUUCCUUGGCUAACCUACUUUGCAGGAUUGCUGUCAGGGUAAAAGGGUGGGGGAAAGCUGUGUACCCUGAUCUCCUUGGAGGAAGUUUGGGGUAGAAAGUAGAUUAGUUUUGCAAAAGCUUUGAAAUAGGUUGCCACUUGUUUGUUGCAAAGAUCGACCUUCCAAAAAAUUAUGGUAUUUCCCCAUUGCCUCCAACUUGUUGAUGGCAUGGAUAGGAGGGCAAUGGUUGGCAUCCGUCUGUCUCGAGAGAAUGGCAGAGUGCACCUUUGCGGGUGAAAUCAAACCGCUGGAAGGUUACAGCGCCCUGCUGUGGCUGUAGAGACCGAUACAGGAGAGACAUGUUUUGUUGCAGCUGGGGCAGAUGGAGGCAUCCGGUUGUGCUGCCUUCAUUGUUGUGGAUACAUGACCUGACUGUCUCCAGGCACCAUGGAGGGACUUCUGCAUUGUGAGGUUGAUGUUGCCUAUUUAAUGAGUAUUCAUUCUGAUUUGUUUGUGGAGAACUUAGGUGACAGUCACAUCCAUGCCAUACAAUUAAAGCACCAAAGAAUCCUGGCAGCUGCAGUUUUACCCUUUGCAGAGUUACAAUUUCCAGCACCCUUAAUGAGCUACAGUUCCCAGGAUUCUUUUGGGGGCAAUCCAUUUGCUUUAAACAUAUGGUGUGUAUGGCUUACAUUGCAUGGAGGCAAGAGUUAUCCCGCACUUUUCAGUGUGUCCCCCCCUCCCAUCAUUCUAUUUACUGCAAAAGUCAGAUCUUGGGGGGAAGCACAUUUGUUGCACAACACCUCCCAAUACCCUAUAGCUCAGCAGUUCUAAUUUUCCAGUAUGUGAUUGACUCUCAUCCAGAAAUAUAGACAGUUUGGAAAUUCCCAUAUGCUCCCUCUGGCUCCUCCUCCAUCCUGUGUGUGCUUCUCUGGUAAAAGUUUCCUGACCUGUCAUAGCAUCACAAUUUCUGCAGUAAUCCUUUUUGUCAAGUGCCGUUUCCUUCUUCCUAGCCUUUCUCCUGGCCAUUUAACUUAUGCUAGAAAGAAAUCAUAAUUUGUUCUUCAAAGAGCUGAAAGUGCUUUGAAAGAGAUUGUGACUUAUGGUGGGAGUACACCUCCCCCUUUUGCCUUUAGUGAACAGGAUUUGUAGGUUUUUCGGUUGUUUGGAGGUGACAGUCAGACAAAAGAAAUAAUGUGUGCGCCCUUUGUAAAUCCUCUUUCAAUUAGUGACAUUGCUGAAGUUUGAAAUUACCUGCUUUGGACUAUGAUAUUCCUGCAUGCGUUAUGCAACCAGACAUUCCCAUGAUAGGUUUUUCUGCAGCUUGAAAUACAAAAACUGAAUUCUACCCAUGCACAAAAUGUGUAUUCAGUCUGAAAAUGAUACGGCAAUAUGAUCCAGUGCAGCCAGUGUCAUGAGGCAAUUUAGAACUGUCCUCUCUUUCUAAAAAUAAUAAUAAAUCGUUGCAGUAAUGCUUGUAAUUGCUGACUCGGUUUUGAACGGAACUACUCCCAAGUCUCUGGCUUUAGAAGUUUAGUUCCGUUGGCUGAUAAUAUGUUGACCCGGUUUGCACAUGCAAAUCCUGGCUUAAUAAACUGGGAUAUGCACAAGCUUCAUGCAGCGGUGCAACUAGAUCAGAGGUUUUCAACCUUUUUGAGUCCACAGCUUCCUUGACCAACUGCAUUCUUUUUGCGGCACCUCUGUGGGGCUCAGGAGCCCAGAUGUGUCACCUCUUGCCUGCAAUGCCUGCAGCCUCUCACCCUUUUUCAAACACCCUUCCUUGUGGAGUGUUCCCUCAGCCUCCUCUCCUCUCCCCUCUCCUUGGGAGUCCUCCAGGCAGCCACUGCUGCUGCCCCUGGUCACUGAGCCCCUACCCCAAAGAGAGGUGCCUCCUCACACUGCCCUACAGGGGCCUGGGAAACAACCCCAGGCCACUCCCAGGCCAGUUCACCUGGGGAGCUUGUAGCCAGGGCUGCUGCAACAAACUGCUGUGCAAGCUUUGGGUGGCAGAGAUGCGAGAGGGCAUCAGAGGAGGGAGGGAGGGAAGUAAAGAGGGACAGAGGCCCAUGUUGGCUGCAGCACCCCUGACCGUCAUUCAAGGCACCCCAGGGUGCCACGGCACACUGGUUGAAAACCACUGAACUAGACGAUUUUGUAGCCUAUUCAGACUGCUUUUGGGGUGUGUGGCUGGUGUAUUCUACAGCAUGUCAUUAACACAGGAGUAGUGAAGUUAUCUGUUAUGUAUUCAGUGGUCUGUGUUUGCCUGAGCUUGAGUCUGGACUAAGGGCUCUGAGCCUUUAUCCAUACACUAUUCUGCUUUAUUAGUUGUUCCAUGAUGUUUCCCCAGUUUUAAUGCAUUAUUGCUGUCUGGAGGGGCAGUCUUGCACUAUAGCACAAUAAAAGCAGGGCAUCUCCUCCACCCCAGAAACAUUUGCGGUAUAAAAAGCAGGAAGUUUUUGCACCGAUUGGAAACAAAACAGAAACUUUUGCAGGCACAAAUAAUACUGAAAGUGGAAUUGAGUAUAAAUACCUUGAUGCCAUCAUGAGCACAAAUCAUCAGGAAUGCACAAGAAAAAAAAGGAUGUCUGGAAGGGGCCCUUGGACCUUGGAUUUAAAUGGUCUUAUAGGGGUCCCCUCUAGAUGCCUAAAUGCAUGACUUUGGUUGUGAAGCACACAGUUCCUAAUUCUAUUCCUUCCACCGUCAUUCCAUGCUUUUCAACUGUUUCUACAUGCCUGUUGUGUUAGAGCACCCAACAAACAAAUCAGUUUGCCGUCUCAGAUUUUCUUUCUUUUUUGUAUAAAAACCCAACAACUCUUGAGCAUGCACCAUUUCACAUUUUAAACUCACUUAAAUCAUAGCACUGUCAUAACUACAGGAGUCAAAUGAGGGGUUUGCUUCUGCUGCCUGCUGCAAAACACAUGUAUUUGGGGACUGGGACCGUUUGCUUGUAGAAGAGGAUAGUACAGUGGUACCUCAGGUUAAGUACUUAAUUCGUUCCGGAGGUCCGUUCUUAACCUGAAACUGUUCUUAACCUGAAGCACCACUUUAGCUAAUGGGGCCUCCUGCUGCUGCCGCGCCGCCGGAGCACGAUUUCUGUUCUCAUCCUGAAGCAAAGUUUUUAACCUGAGGUACUAUUUUUGGGUUAGCGGAGUCUGUAACCUGAAGCGUAUGUAACCCAAGGUACCACUGUAGAUGUUUAAAGUCAAAAUAAUAAAAUGAGCACCUGUAAUUGGCGUUUGAAAUUCACCAGGUGCAUUUUGCACCUUGCUAUCGGCCACUUGCGACCGAGUGAAGAUGCCUGGGCCCCAGGAUGGUGGUUGACAUCAAAACCUGUUCUGUCACUGAGCCCCAACCAUUCCCCAUUACAGUGGACCCUCGGGUUACGUUACCUUCAGGUAACGUAACUUUCAGGUUGCAAACGCGGCAAACCCAGAAGUAUAUACUUCCGGGUUUCACCAUGCACAUGUGCGCAGAAGCACUCUAUCAUGCUGCGUGCAUGCGCAGAAGCGGUGCCUCAUGUUGCAGACUUUUCAGAGUAUGUACGGACCCCCAGAAUGAAUUAAGUUCGUAUCUGAAGGGUCCACUAUACUCUGCAAUGUCAUAAGACUCCGCCCAGAACACUCUGUGAUGUCAGAGAAGUUCAGCCAAUACCUGUGAGGGAUCCUGUCUUUUGUAUUGUCAGCCCUGUACUCUCUCCUGUUCUUCCCUUGGUUUGGUUGUGCGCUCUCUCUUUUUCUUUCUCUCUCUCUCUCUCUCUCUCUCUCUCUCUCUCAUUUUACCUAUACAAAGGCAACAAGGUACCACCUGUUGUUUCCUCCCCCACCAUUUUAUCCGCACAACAACCCUUCAAACCAGGUGAACAACGCCAUUGUGUUACAGGACAGCAACAAUGGCAUUCCUUAAACGUGGCUUGAGUAUGCUUGUAGACCUUGAGAAAGAUGGCGUGGUCCCUGCUCCCCAGCUGAACCAGUAUUUGAAAACAGCCCAUGUGGCGUUUGGAAGAUUGCUUGUGGCCUCCUGUGUGCAUCUAAAACUAAAAACUGAACAAAUUAAGAGGCAUGCAUGCAAGCAUUCCUGAUCCCUUCCCUCCCUAACAACAGGAAAGGGAGGGCGUCUCCAGACCAUGAAGGGAGAGUCAAUUAGGCAUCUUUCCAAGAUUCAGAGAGGCAAACAAUUAUCUGAUUUUCUAGAACAACAACAAUUAAUCCUUUUACCCACCAUCAUCAUGUGGAGCUCAUUUCAGUCAUCAUGAGCCACUGUGGUGUGGGGGUGUGCAACUGACAGACCCACUUAUUCUCCAGCCCUCUUCAUGGAAAACUACAUGGACCAAUAGUAUGAGGUGAUAAAAUUAAGGUUCCUCUGCUGCUAUGCAAAUAAUCACCCCACAUUAUAAAGUGGGCUUUGCCAGCUGUGUGACUGUUACUGGCUUGUUAACUCGAUUCCUGUUCAAGAUUACAGAUAAUUGCAACUCAGGCCAUCACGCAUGGAGGAAAACAUCCUAACCGGCAAAUCACAAUAAUAUUUCAAUCCGGUUAAAAGGUUGCUCAGACAGAGAACGUGAAAAGAACACACAGCAUCACUGAAACCUUUCCCAACCUGGAGCUCUCGAGAUCUCAGACUACAACUCCCACGAGCAUGGCCAGUGGUCAUGAAUGAUGGGAGUGGUAGUCCUAAACCUGUGGAGGGCACCAGGUUGGAGGUGCUUUGAUAAGCUGUGUUGAUAAAGUGAGAUGGUAUCGUACAGUUCUGCAGUAUCCUGUUGUUAGAAUGGGAUUAGGAACGCUGCUUAUUUGGCACUACAGAAUGAGAAUUUGGACUUUAAAUGGGUCAAGUAAUCUGAUCCUUAAACACAUUCUUGAAAAGUUUCCAGUUCCUUCCAGCUCGUUGUAUGAUUUCAGAGUUUAGAUUCCAUGUCCCUGAAUGUUGAUAUUUUUGAAACUGUGAAAUUUUUCAGUUAUGAUCAACAAAACGAAAAGUUGCUCACCAAAGAUAAGAGUCGAGUUGGCAAAAAGUGCAGGAGUUUCAAAAGAGGAGAUGCAUUAGUCAGCGUUUCCCAUCCCACUCUGAACAGAAAGUCCUCACAGAACUUGACAAAGGGCGUUUUGUCCUGGCCUGCAUCCAUCUCCCUACACGCAGGAACUCCAAACGGCUCCAGUAGGAGGUUCUCUUGGUUGCUACUAUAGAAGGAACUCAAAAUCCCAAAGAGAUAAGAAACAGUAAUGUCUCUGCCAAGCUAGGUAGUUCCAGAAAGCUAAGUGUGGUAGCUGUAUGGGUGCAAGAAGACAGAAAGCACCGUGGCUUGCUGUGGUGUGCUACAUUGGUUUUAGCUUUCAGUAUAAAGUGUGCUGAAGCAAAAAGGGAAAAAAAAAAACAACCCCAGCCACAGCUCAGUGGGAGAGUAGAUGAUUUGCAAGUAAAAGGUCCUUGGUUCCAGUGUUUGAAAUUAGCCAGGUGCCAGGCGCGUUUUGCACCUGGUUAUCGGCUACUUGCAACCAAGUGGAGAUGCCCAGCUCCAGGAUGGUGCCUGACCUCUCCACCAUCUGGGGAUCAUUGGAUCUUGACUGUUUUCACGCACUAAUACGGCAUCCUGUAGAUUCUAUCAGUUAUAUUUCAUCUGCACAAUCUGAAUCAAUUUCACGAAGCAAAAUGCUUUUUCUGUGCAGCCUAAGCAGGAGCAGCGAGCAUCAGUAUAGUGAAUUGUUGUCUCUUGCCUUCGCUUGCCCCACCCCACUGCCCUGAUCGCAGUUGUGAAUAAUAUUCUUAUAUUAUGAAUGGUCCGUGUUGCCAUUAAGAAAAUGAGGUCUGAAUAAAGGUAAAGGGACCUCUGACCGUUAGGUCCAGUUGUGACCGACUCUGGGGUUGCGGCGCUCAUCUCACUUUAUUGGCCGAGGGAGCCAGCGUACAGCUUCCGGGUCAUCUGGCCAGCAUGACUAAGCCACUUCUGGCGAACCAGAGCAGCGCAUGGAAACGCUGUUUACCUUCCUACCGGAGCAGUACCUAUUUAUCUACUUGCACUGCAUGCUUUCGAACUGCUAGGUUGGCAGGUCUGAAUAGGCCAAUAUAUAUGUGGACUGUCCCCGGAUCAAGUGACUUUUCCUCUUUAAGUUCUCAGAGUUCUUAACCUAGCUCAAGGUUGUCAUCUGAACUAGCCAGAUAAUCAAUCCAAAAUCAGACUUGGGAGCCGUAUUGCCCCCAAAUGGCAACUUGACGUUCCAUUUUGGUUUAAGGAGUCAUUUGGCACCUAGCUUAUUUAUCUGAGUUUCUAACAUGGCUUGGUUCUGUCCCCAGGAUCUCCAGUUAGAGAAAGACCUCCCUCCCCAUCUGACAAUCUGGAGAGCCAUUGCCAGUUUGUGUGGAUACCAUACUGAGCAAAAGGGACCAGUUGUCUGACUCAGCUUCUGAUGCUUCUAACCUGGCCCUGCAAAUGGAACGCAGGCAUCCUGGGUCUGCCCAUUUGCUUUCUCCCAAUAUUUGAGAAGCAGGAGCUAUGUUGCAGCAGUGCAGGCUUUUUCCUGGAUGAAUCCCCACUUAACAUUUCAAGGUGUGGCACAGUAGCACAAGGAACACCAUCAUCUGCUUGCUGCUCUGUGCAAGUUUCAAAAGUGGCUACAGGAUUAGCGCAAAUGAUCAAAUCAGUAGAGCCUGGAGCUGAUUCAGACAGUGUAACUAAGGGUGUAUCCUUCAGGGGACUGGAAAACGACAUGUCUCCCACCUAUGUUCUGACAUUUAUUCAGUCAACGAAGAGCCAAAUCGUUGAUCAGAGGAUCUAGAAUGCUAGCUCUGCAAAAUCUGCAGGAAGGAUCAGGUUUCAUGGACAGCAGGUUAUAUAGAUUACAAUCCUAAGCAUUUUUAUUUCUGCAAAAGUCCCAUUCAGAUCAACUUGGCAAGCAGAUAUUGUUAGUUGCAGAUUUCUAGCACGUCAGGAUUAUUACCCCAUGUACAUGCCUUGUCUGUUUCCCUUUCAUUUACCCUAGCAUAGGUAAGGUAAAAGUGCCCCUUCUCCACUUGUGAUUGAAAAUUAUCCUACAACAUUAUAUAAAAAGCAUUGCAACCUCUGAAGAGCCCACAGCACUACAAAGCCUUCUUAACUGUUCAACUACUGGGCAUUGAGUGAAAGCAAUUGAAAUGCAUUUGGAGCGUUUAAAUCCUGGGCAAUAAGGCAUCAGGUUUAUUAUAGGCCAGGUCUAUAAAUUAAGAUAGCAAGCUCUCUAAUUCUUUAAUGAAGUUAAAUGCUUUCGAGAUUAAUAUGGGAAUCAGCUCUGAGUGCUGCACUCAGUGACUUCUCCAGAUGACACUAUAAAUCACACAUAGAAACACCCAUGUGCAUCUAAUACUCAGAGGUAGCUGCUUUGGCACUGAGCAAAAAGUAGUACUGUGAAAUCAGAGUACAAUUAUGCCAGGGUGGAUUAUUGCAGAGUUACCAGUUUGGUUCAAGAUGCUUUUGCAUAGCAGGAAGCGGGGAAACAAUGGCUCUUCAGGUCUGGACUCCAAUGCCCAUCAGCUCCAUUCAGCAUAGCCAAUAGUCAGGGAUGAUGGAAUUUGUAGUCCAGGGCCACUGUGUAGCAUUAGCAAUUGGCUGGACAGCGUCGCCUGCAAGCAUCCGACCAAAAAAGUUGGGUGUGUGAUGUGGUGGUUCUGUAUCCUCUGAGAAAUAGACCCUAGGAUUAGCUAAAGGGAGAUUUGGAUUUGAAGUUCUGUCCUAUGUGUGAUUUCUUUCAUGCCUCGCCUUCCUCUUUAGGUGAUCCUUUUUUGUGCUAGAAAUAAGCCGAAAGAGGGAUAUGCAUACACAAGGUGAGAGUCAGAAAGAAUGCUUCAUCGGAAGAAGUCUCAUUGUUCAAACUGUAAUUCAGCCAUGUGGCUUUUGCUAAAUGAUGAGACACAAAUUUCUAAGAAACAAGAGGUUAACUAGCUGUUCCCUUCUGCAGAUGUCGACUCAGAUGUAUCUCCUCUAUGGUGCUUAUUUCCAGGUAAAUGUGCAUAGGAUUUCAGCCUAUGUUGGAACUUUUGAACUAUAAGAUAAUGGACAGAAGUGCUGAGAUAGCAGGAAAGGGGCCAUCAAUACCAGCACUAAGGCAUGUAGUAUCAGCAGAAACAUCUGUUGCACUUUAUUCUUGUUCAGGCUGUGUAGCAAGUUUAAUUUCUCUGUGUUUUUGCACAUGCAUACUUUUAAGUUUUAGGUACACAAAAACAUUCAGAACAGUUUUCCUAGAACAGCGGUUCUCAACCUGUGGGUCCCCAGAUGUUGUUGGACUACAACGCCCAUCAUCCCUGAGCUCUGGCCUUGCUAGCUAGGGGUGAUGGGAGUUGUAGUUCAACAACAUCUGGGGACCCACAGGUUGAGAAAGGCUGUCCUAGAAGCAGUUGGCUGCCGUUUUUCAGCUGGCUUUCAAAAACACAGAAUUGUCAUGGCCCCAGACCUGGAAUCUACGGAAGCAGGGUCCUCCAAUGAUGUGAGCCUCAAGGAGAUGGAUCCAUUCCUUGGUCCAUGUCAUGCAGAACUGCUGUCACCAGAGCCCACACCUCCUUCCCUAAACCUUCAAGAGACCCCUCUUUCACCAGGCUCUGAGGUUGACCCACAGAUGACUUAGAGGACCAGGAGAGCCCCGAGAUGUCCCCACAACUUGAAACUCGGGACCCAGAAGAAGCCAAUGGCUGCAGAGGAAGGCCGUGGGACUUUUAACCAGUCAGAUUCAGGAGGCUGGGUCUCUAGUUAAUGAAUACCUAACACAGGCAAUAAGGAUCUGCCGCUGAUGAGACACUUGUAUGCUUUGCCUCAGCUGCAGGAUCGCUAACUGUGGUCCUGAAAUCCAUGUCUAGGCUCUUCUCCCAAGGUGCUGAUCCUGCUUCACCUCACCUUCCUGUCUGCUUGCAACCAUAUGAAUACUGACCUUUCCCCUUUUGGGGGUCAUAACCUCUUUGUGGUGGUAGGCGUCCCCAUGGAUCAGGACAAAAACAAUCCUUCGCCCAGUUCUCCAAAACAGUAGGGAAACCUGUGUCUGGACUGUACCAUCUGAGACUGCAAGUGGGAGUUCAAACUAUUGAAUGCUUCCCUUAUCAAAAAUAAAAAGACACCCCCCCCAAAGAAAAAUAGGUGAUGAGAAGAAUACAGUUCUACUCUAACAUUCUCCCUUGGGGGCUAAUUUUCUAUAGGAAUGUUUAUUAUAGAAGGUUUCCAUAAUGUAGGGAUGGAGAAUCUGUGGACCUCUAACACCCAUUAGCCCUAGCCAGCAUGGCCAAUGGUCAGGGAUGAUGAGGGCUGAGGGUACCACAAAAUCUGGAGGGCUGCAUGCUUCCCAUUCCUGCUAUAAUUGAAGCCUCCAGCUCUGAUCUGAAGUAGUACAGUCUAGACAAGCCUAUCACCUCAUCUGCUACUUGUGAGACAUAGACCUUAAUUGUGCCUUCUUUGUACCAUAUUGUGUAGAGUCAUAAUCUUGAUCCUCUGCCCAUCUAGUUCAAGACCAGAAAAUUUCCACUUGCUUCACCGAGCCAGGAUCUGUUCCCAAAGCGCCGUCCUGAAGUCAUUUUGGGCAUUGGGCCAGACCCUUAAGAGGUGAUGGCUUUGCAGAUCAUUUGCAGCUUAUCAGCGCGGUGCCAAAAUACUUUGGGAGAAAUGGCUAACCUUGCAGCUACUUCUUCAAACAAAUUAGAUAUGUAUAAGCUUCUAGCCUGAGCUUCAAAACCCCCAGAUUUUGUUUUAUUUUUUGAUCUGGCUACCAUCCUCAUCCCUUGCCUGUCUCUCUUCUGAGAACAAUUCUGCAACCAAGCCUGUUUUCGUCCUGAAGACUCACCCAAGUGCUGUUCCCUUGGGACGCCAGUGGGCAGAAGAUGAAUGAAUUAAUUUUCUUCUUAUCCAGGAACGCAGGCCAUAUGGACCUCCUGAAGUCUGACGUGUACUUGCAUCUCCAAAGGCAAAAAUACUUAAUACUUCCUUGCUGUCUGGACAGCUUUUCUUUAUUUCCACUGAUGAAAGCUAAUUAGAAAAACACAGAAUUCAAAGAGACCAUUUUAGAAUCUGCAGCUAAAUUGCUUCCCUCCCAAUUCCCUGCCUCAAGCUCAUUAUCUUAUUUCCCCUUAAUUUGUUUAGGAAAUGUUGGGUUUGCUGGUGCUUCUGUUUGCCCAGUGGGGGAGAGCAUUGAUCUCUCUUUGUGUAAGUUCCUGAAGUCAGGGGAGUCAGCAAGGAGGCAUCACCAAAGUUCAUGCGUAUGUAGAAGUCUCUGACGUCUGCAUCGCUGGAUUGUGUCUUCCUGCAGGCCUGAACAAUGUGUCCCUGCACAACUUAGGACCAGGGUACCUCAGGGAUGUCCUAAAUCCUUAAAUCCCAGCUCGAUCACUGAGAUCUUCUGCAGAUGUGUCAUUGGUCGUUCCCUGAGUUGGUGAGGCUCGUUUGACAACAACGAGAAGCAGAGUCUUUGGUGUCAUCAACUCAGUCCUGUAGAAUACUCUGCCAACAGAGUUUCAGCAGGCAACUUCUGUGCCAACUUUUAAAUGCCUGCUGGAAACUUUCACAUUUUGCCGGGCAGGUGCAGGCAAUUAAGGACACUUCCUUCCACAACCGUUAAUUGAUGUCUGUUUUUAACUCUUUUAUGGCCUUACUGUAUGGUUUUUUUGCUGUCAGCCACUUUGAUAAAUUGCUGUUAUUGUGACACAGUUGUACGCACAUAUUUAAAUAAAUAAACAAAUAACUUCUAACAAGCCAAAUUCUUGUACAUUUUGCCUCGUGUCUCAAGUCCUACAAAUGCUGGAAAUGUACUUUCUCUUUCUAAAGAAAGCUGAGAAUCUGAGGACCCUGAUUCAUUCAGGGGAGAACAACUCUUAUCUUGCUGAAGCUCUCGUAGUAUCUGGUGGGGCAAGUCCUAGCUCUAGACUUCCUGUACCAAACAGAAAGUUGAUUUAGGCUCCCUCCAAAAUUAUUGAUUCCAUGAUACGGAAACAACAAUUUGAAAGGGGCUUUGAAAGACUCUGUUUGCUUGGUUUGAAACACCACCCUUAGCAAGGAGUAACUUGUUUAUAGAAAAGAAAUUGAGAGUAAGUAGAGAUUUUCAGAAAUCCAAAUGGGGUGUCGUGGAAUCAUAGGGUUGGAACAGAUCUGAAAACAAGAGUCUUGGACCAUCCACCCCCAUAUUCCCUGGCCCAGUUCACACAGACCCAGACCACAGUUCUGAGAACAGAUACAGUGCAGCAAAGGUACCCGUGGAUUCACAGAGACCGUGCAGAGACAGAAGUGCAGAGAGCAAUUACCGUAUUUUUUGCACCCUAACACUGACUUUUUUCCUCCUAAAAAGUAAGGGGAAAUGUCUGUGCGUGUUAUGGAGGGAAUGCCUACGGGUGGCAUGCCUACGGAUUUUCCUCCUCUAAAAACUACGUGCGUGUUAUGGUCGGGUGCAUGUUAUAGAGCGAAAAAUACGGGUAGGUUUGUGUAGCCUGUGCUGCUGAAUCCUCUAAUGAAUUGAUUCUGUUCUCCCAGGGGAGUACAGGAACUGCAGAAGCAAGAGACCUCGUGCUUUCCCGUAACUUUUGGCAGAGCUUUACCAAACCAUUCUUCAAAGAGGAAAGCAAAAAUAAGAGGGGAGGGGGGAGAAAUAAAUCAUCCUCCAUUUUCUGUGCAGUUCACUUCGUGGUCUUUUGAACGAUAGCAUGGAAUAGGAUUGUUGUCCUUUGAGAAAAGGUUAGACGGCUCUUUCUGCUGUGUCUGGCAGUUUGUCUCCCUCUCCAGUGGAAUUGCAGUGCAGGUGGGCAGUUGUGACCUUUCAAUUCAAGCACUUUGCUUACAUGAGCACCGAGCGCAGAUUUUUGCACAUGAUAAUAGCUUCUGGUGCACCUGCAUUUUCAAGUGAUGUCCUUGACCGGCUAAUGUUCUGCGAUGGGGAUUUUCAGGAAAAUGUUGAACUGGGUCCCCCUCCCAUGCUUAUCUGGGCACUUUGCUUCAGGAAUUUUUCUGAUGCCCUCCUAGAGAGUGAUCUAAUGUUCGCUUUAGCCUUGCUUAGCAAGCAAAGCUAGAAACUGAAACCUGCCGUUCUUGCCCGAAUACUGUAUUUGCAAUUGGCAUCCAUUCAUUUUUGCUAAUGAGCUUGUGAAACAAAAGGGGGGGGGAAUCCUCCCCACAUUGCUUCUAAUGGUGUCCAGAGUUUGGAUUUCAACACUAGUCCUGGAAUCAUCAGAGUAUCAGAGACUUUUGAAAUUGUGAAUAUGAACAUAAGAGGUAUUCGUAACCCAGUUGAAUUCCACAAGCAAAGGAAUGCAAUUUUGCAGCUUAAAAAAAUGCUUUGUACGUAAGCUGAGUGCAGAUCUCUGUAAUAUUCAUUUAGCAUCCUACUUAUGCUACUGAUGAUGUGAUAAAAGGUGUCCACCCCCCCAAAAAAACACACCUGUUGAGGCCUUGGAAGGGCAGUGACCAAUGCUCUGCUUUUCUAGGGCAUAAUACCAGACUGGAGCUAAUUUAUAUGUACGUUCCUCAGGGCUACUGGAUUUAGGCACUACCAUAAUGGCUUGGGAAGAAGCCACAAGUGAGCAGUAGAUGUGAAGUUGCCUUAUUCUGAGUCAGAUAGUUGGCUCAUCUAGAUCAAAGUUGUCUACCCUGGCUGGCAUAAGCUCUCCAGGGGUUUUGAUGAGAGAUUUUCCCAGUUGUAACUGGAGAUAGCAGAUACGGAAUCUGGGAACUCUUGCAUGAAAAACAUCCACUCCACCAUGGAGCUGAUAUACAUUGGGCCCCCAAGAGCUUCUGGAAAAGACAGACAGGAGUCUCCUCAGUUGGGACAGACAGGUAGGUUGAGUAGCUGGGGUCCAUAACCAGCCCAUUUUAGAAUGAGGCAGGUCCCAUUCAGACAGGUCUGGAAAGCAAGGUUUUGAAUUCUAAGGAGCAAUUUUCCUAUUAGGACAGGUCAGACUUGGGAAGCCCUGGCCUGAUAACUCUUAAGACCCCAACAGAAUUUCCAAGUUUGGAAAGAACAUUUGAUGCACUCACUUAUAACAAGGGUGGCCAGCGUUGAACUUCAACUCCUAUCAGCCUGCCUUGGUCAGGAAUGAGGGGAGCUGUAUUCCAGCAACAUCUGGGGCACUGAGUUGCCUUGUGAGGUUCUCAACAAAUCAGAGAGCCAGCCUGGGAAACCAACCACUUCCUUGGGAAGUUCAGUGGAGAGACUUGGGAAGAGCUGAUGCUACCAAGGACCUCCUGAUUUGAUGACUUAGCAACACCUGCUUCUAGGUUUCAUGGGCCAGGCCGUCACAUCAGUGCGAAUUUCUGUGAUCUCCUUGAACAGAGGAGGAAAACGGGUCUUUUCACUUUUUAAGUAACGUGGAAUGAAGUAAGGAGAAUGAGAAGCACCCUAACCAUUUCACCCCGCCUCCCUUCGCUGUCUUUCAGGACGAUGAUUCCUAUCACUGAAUUCCGCCAGUUCUCUGAGCAGCAGCCAGCCUUCCGGGUGCUGAAGCCAUGGUGGGAUGUCUUUACAGACUACCUUUCCGUUGCCAUGCUGAUGAUUGGCGUCUUUGGUUGCACGCUGCAGGUAAACAAACAGGAAUGCAAUCUGAUUCUGCCAAGGUAGGGCUGGAAAACUAUUCCCAAGUGCUAGCAGAGUUGGUCAGAGUGGAAGACAGAUAGUCACAAUUUCUAUUAUUAUUAUUAUUAUUACUACUACUACUACUACCACCACUACUCCUACUACUACAGUCGUACCUUGGUUGACAAACACCUUGCGACUCAAACGUUUUGGCUCCCAAACACCGCAAACCCGGAAGUGAGUGUUCUGGUUUGUGAACGUUCUUUGGAACCAGAACAUCUGACAGAGCUUCUGCAGCUUUCGAUUGGCUGCAGGAGCUUCCUGCAGCCAAUUGGAAGCCGCACCUUGAUUUCUGAAUGUUUUGAAAGUCGAAUGGUUUCCGUUCAACUUCCGAGGUACGACUGUACUACUAAUCCUUGGUUAAAUAAUACAGGAGAGAAACUACUAAAUGGAACCUUUCCAUUUUUUAAAAAAGUGCUUAUAGCUUGGAAUCUAAUCAAUGAACAGAAUCCACAUGGACAUUCUUUUUUUAAAAAAACCUGCCCACAGUUCUUUUGGCUCCCUGCUGCUAAAAUUCACUCCACUUAAAAGUUCUCAAAAUACACCUGAAAGUCGCAAAAUGAAACUUCAGAAUUUGUUGUUUCCCCAUCAAGUCAAAACGCAAACAAUUAAGAAGCUUUGAGCCUGAUCCAUUUUCUUGCUUGGCAAAACCAAGUUUAUCCUCCCCUCCCUCCACUUUUGUGUGUGAUACUUUCUUAAAUAGCUUGAAUUCUUUGAAGGGAAAAGCAGCACCCAUUUCUGGCUCUCUCCCUCUUCUUCCCACCAUUUGGCAAUGUCUGGUCUUAUUUUUCUCCCUUGGUUCUGCUUAGAGAUGACAUGGCAGUGUUUGUUUUAUUUAAUGCCCCCUAAUUAAUAAAUGUUCCCGAAAGGUAAAAUAACGGAAAGUCUUAAUGGCUUGGCUGUUAACUAAUAACUCAUAUUAAUUCCACAAGGUUUAGCUGAAAGUUUAAACAACAUCAGAUUGUCCGGACUUGUUUAGGGUGGUCUCUACAACAGUGUCAAAAGUUUUGUAACAUUCUGUUGGACUAGAAUUAUGAGGAAGCCCCUCUUGAACCAGGAAAACUGUACCUAAGGAAGUUGAGAGAUGUUCUUUUGAACCAUAUUAGGCAUUACAAAACCAAUCCAUUCCCCUUGGGGGCAACAGGUUGAGGUUUAUAUUUCUUUUUCCAUCUCUUGGUCUUUUCUGGGUUGGAUCCACACGGACAGCACAAUCCUAACCAGGUCUCCUCAGAGAAGUCCUAUCGAAUUUAAAAAAGGCUUAAUCCCAGUUAAAUGGGAUUUCAAGUUAGCCAGGUCCCAUCUGCACCGCCCAUCAUACCACCUUCAGCAGUCAUUGCUUCUUCCAAAGAAUCUUGGGAACUGUAGUUUUUAUUGAUCCUGAGAGUUGUUAGACCCCUAUUGCCCCUCAAAGAACUACAAUUCCCAGGGUUCCUUGGGAAGAGUGACUGGCUGUUAAACCACUCUGGUAAUUGAAGCUCUGUGAGGGUAAUAGGGCUCUCCUAGCAACUUAAAACCUUAGAGUUGGAAGGGACUCAAUGGUCAUCUAGUCCAACCCCCUGCAAUGCAGGAAUCUCAGCUAAAGCAUCCAUGACUGAUGGCCAUUGACCCUUAACAAACUACAGUUAAAGGAUAAUGGUGGGGGGAGCCAUUUUUAAAGUGGUAUGAAGCUGCUUUAAAUGUGUACUGCAGAAGGGGACUCAAAAGUCAGUGAUUUCAAUGGGUCUGAUCUGAUAUACCGGUAAGUACAGUGGUACCUCAGGUUACAUACACUUCAGGUUACAUACGCUUCAGGUUACAGACUCCAUUAACCCAGAAAUAGUGCUUCAGGUUAAGAACUUUGCUUCAGGAUGAGAACAGAAAUUGUGUUCCAGUGGCACGGUGGAAGCAGGAGGCCCCAUUAGCUAAAGUGGUGCUUCAGGUUAAGAACAGUUUCAGGUUAAGAACGGACCUCCAGAACGAAUUAAGUAUUUAACCCGAGGUACCACUGUAUUACUAAGUCUGGAUCCAGCCCUGUAGUGCCCGUGGUUAUCUUACAGUUAAUUAAAUUAGAGACUGUGCUUAAUAUUAGCAAAUAUAAUAAUAAUAUUAAUAAUAAUAAUAAUAAUAAUAAUAAUAUUUUUUUAUUUAUACCACACCCUUCCCGGUUCAAAAACUGGGCUCAGGGCGGCUAACAACAAAUUUAAAACACUUAAUUGUAAAAGCAGCAUAAAAUACAGUAUAAAAACAUGAAUAACAAUAAAAUUCAAAAUUCAGAAAUCAAUUUAGGGGAAAUAAGCAUUAGAUAAUCACCAGGGCCAGCUGGCUGAAUUGGUCCUACUUGGGCCAGCGAAUAGGCCAGGGGAGAAUUAGCUGUGGGGUCUCAGAGCGGGUAAUCUUCAUAAAAGGGGAGGGGGAGGGAAGAGAAAGGAAAUCAAAGAUCAGGCUGAAUUCAAAUUAAAGGCCAGGCGGAAUAGCUCUGUCUUACAGGCCCCACAGAAGGAGUUUAAAUCCUGAAGGGCCCUAGUCUCAUGGGACAGAGCAUUCCACCAGGUUGGAGCCAUCACUGAAAAGGCCCUGGCUCUGGUGGAUAGUCUGACUUCCUUAGGGCCCGGGACCUCUAAACAAUGGUUAUUCAUGGACCUUAAGGUCCUCUGCGAGGUAUACCAGGAGAGGCGGUCCCGUAAAUAUUAGCACAUGACUCCCCUCCAAAAAAAAUCAUGGGAAUGGUGGUUUCACCCUCACAGCACUGCAAUUCCCAGCAACCUCAACAAACUACAGUUCCCAGUUUCUUUGGGGGAAGCUAUGCGCUGUAAAUGUGCACCGAAUGUGCUUUAAAUGUACAUUGCGCAUCUGCCCUCAGGAACAAACUGAGCUGUGUUCAGGUUGCUCAUUUUGACCUCGUGGCGUGGCUGCCUGCCUCUUUCUUGGCUCUGGCAGUUCCUUCUUUUUGCACUACCAUAUCCUUAAACUAUUGCAUGAAUACACUGAAAAUGGAUCUUGUUUGGCUAUAGAAGCCACCAGCCAGUUCUUUUUUUUUUUUUUUUUUUUGCUGAAGUAAGCACACUCAGAAUGUGCAAAGCGAGCACAGCUCCGGGAAAUGGCAUGUGAGAAUGCAAAUAUUUGCAUUCCUGCCUAUUGCUAUUUUAUAAAUGCUCUUUCUAGAUAGCAAGCUGUGCCUUCAACCGAAGCCAAUGAGGAUUUUUCCUCCUGGCAUGAAUCUGUGAUCGCUCAAGUAAUGCCAGUAGCCGAGACCAAUCCAUCAUCUGCAGUGUCACUGUUAUUGAUAACAGUGCUAAAUAUUUAAUUUAGAGGGUAGAAUCCUGCGAGGUGUCUGGUUCCCUGUCAGACACAUGACAGUUGAAAGCACCCAAGGAGCCUUGAGCACUCCGUAAUGGUACAUUACAGCUGCAUUUUCGGGUUGCGCCGUCCUCGGAAACAGCGCCAGACUAAUUGUACUGGGGAUGGAAAAAGAAAUUUGUCAUCCGCAGAACUGUGGUGGUAUAUAAGCACUGAUGCAAUGAGUCAUUUCUCCACUGUGUUCUGAAGGGAACUAGACGCUUCUCCACAUGUGUGGACUUCUUCCUUGGCAAAGCCUUCUCAUCUGUCUUGUGCAUAUUCGCCUUGAAAGGGCUGUGAGCAUCCACUCUGUGUGGCAGUGGACAGAACAGCAGCACAGUAGUGGCAGUGGCAUAACAUGGGUUGCCAGCUCCCGGGGCUGUGCGGAGGGUGUGGGAAUGGGAGGGAAAUGGAUAGAGUACGCAAACAGCGUCGGCAUCACCCAGGAAAUGACAGCCGCAGAGAUAAGAAAAGAAGAGGCAUUCUGUUGUCACUUUCUGGUUUGCAUUUUCAACGGAGCCAAGCAACAGAAGAGCGUGUAUUGAGGCAGCACCGGGGGUUGACAUUUUGCACCCCCUAACAAUUUCGCACCUGGGGCAAUCACCCCUGUGGGGCCCCCCAUGUUACACCACUGAGAGGUGGUAGAUUGUAGCGGUUCCUAAUAGCUGUUUGACUUAAAGCAGCCCACUCCAACUUGGGGCCCUCCCUUUGUUUUGGACUACAGCUUCCUGGAUAGCUCAGUUGGUAGAGCAUGAGACUCUUAAUCUCAGGGCUGUGAGUUCCAGCCCCAUGUUGGGCAAAAAAAUUUCUGUGUUGCCGGGGAUUGAAAUAGAUGAUCCUUGUGGUCUCUUCCAACUCUACUAUUUUGUGAUUCCAUCAGUGCCAGCCAAGGUGGCUUUGGGUUCUGAUUUAUUUAUUUGAUGCAUUUCUCUCCCACCAGACCUCCAAGCAGCUCAGGUACAUGGUCCUCCCCCUCUCCAUUUUACCCUCACAACCACCCUGUGAAGUAGGUUAGGCUGAGAGACAGUGACUGGUCCAUGGUCACCCUGUGAGCUUCAUGGCUGAGUGGGGACCAGAACCGCAACCUCCCAGGUCUUAGUGCACCACUGUAACCCAGUGUUUCUCAAGCAUGGUUCCCUGGCUGUUGUUGGACUACAACUCCCAUCAUCCCUGACCACUGGUCCUGCCAGCUGGGGAUGAUGGGAGUUGUAGUCCAACAACAUGAGAAACACUACUCUUGACCACAGCGCCACUCUGGCUCUCAUAUAACCUGAAAGAAGUGGGGAUCCUCUAAUCUACUACAAAAAUCUUGAGGUGGAGUAGAUUGAAAAUAUAUUAUUUGUAAAUGUGCAAUUUAAAGAAGCACAGUACUGUGAGUUUCUGUGUUCAUUCCCACGGCUGCUUGAUUCUAGUACCAACAAGUAAGGGACAUGUCAGUGGUCAAAAUAUUAUGAUAGCACCACAGGCCAUAAAUGUAUGGUGUAGACCAUUCCCUUAUUCUUUGAGAUCAAGCAGAUUGCGUGCUUUUACUUUAAAGAAAAAUGGUACAGUUUUUAAAAUAACUUUUUUUUGUUUGUGUGCAUUGCAGGUUAUGCAGGAUAAGAUCAUAUGCCUUCCAAAAAGGGUGCAGCCUCCGCAGACCAACUCUCACCUUCCCAAUGCGUCAAAUCUAGACUCAGACGCCACUCCAUUUCUUCCACCCAAGCCAUCCACACCUCCUGCUACUGUUGAAAUGAAGGGCCUCAAGACUGACUUGGACCUCCAGCAGUACAGCUUCAUCAACCAAAUGUGCUACGAGCGUGCCCUGCACUGGUACGCAAAAUACUUCCCUUACCUUGUCCUCAUCCACACUCUGGUGUUCAUGCUGUGUAGCAACUUCUGGUUCAAAUUCCCCGGGUCGAGUUCCAAAAUCGAACAUUUCAUCUCCAUCCUGGGGAAGUGCUUUGACUCUCCUUGGACCACGAGGGCUUUGUCGGAGGUCUCUGGAGAAGACUCAGAAGAGAAGGACAACAGGAAGAACAACAUCAGCAGGUCAAACACAGUCCAACCUAGCGCAGAGGGGACUUUGGUCCAGGCUCAGUCUCUGAGAUCCAUACCUGAGAAGUUCAUUGUGGAUAAAGGGACCCCGGGAGCUCUGGAUAAAAAGGAAGGAGAACAGGCCAAAGCAUUGUUUGAGAAAGUGAAGAAGUUCCGGCUUCAUGUUGAAGAAGGGGACCUGCUCUACGCGAUGUACGUUCGUCAAACGGUGCUGAAGGUGAUUAAAUUUCUUAUCAUCAUUGCCUACAACAGCGCCCUUGUUUCAAAGGUUCAGUUCACUGUAGACUGCGAUGUUGACAUCCAGGACAUGACCGGUUAUAAGAACUUUUCUUGCAACCAUACGAUGGCGCAUCUCUUUUCUAAGCUUUCCUUCUGCUAUUUGUGCUUUGUAAGCAUCUAUGGAUUUACAUGCCUCUACACUUUGUAUUGGCUAUUUUACCGCUCGCUCAAAGAAUACUCUUUUGAGUAUGUCCGGCAAGAGACUGGCAUCGACGACAUCCCAGAUGUCCGCAAUGACUUUGCGUUUAUGCUGCACAUGAUAGACCAAUAUGACCCACUUUAUUCCAAGAGGUUUGCUGUGUUCCUUUCCGAGGUCAGCGAAAACAAACUGAAACAGCUUAAUUUGAACAAUGAGUGGACUGCGGAGAAGCUGAGGCAAAGACUGCAGAUGAAUGCCCACAACCGUUUGGAACUACAGCUCUUUAUGCUGUCCGGACUUCCCGACACUGUUUUUGAAAUAACAGAGGUUCAAGCACUGAAAUUCGAAAUAAUUAACAACGUCAUGAUACCAGCCACCAUUGUGCAGUUGGAUAAUCUCCAGGAGCUCUCAUUGUACCAAUGUUCAGCAAAGAUCCACAGUGCAGCCCUGGCGUUCCUGAAAGAAAAUCUGAAAGUCUUGAAUGUCAAAUUUGAUGACUUCCGAGAGCUGCCACCUUGGAUGUAUGGGCUCAGAAAUUUGGAAGAGUUGAACUUGAUUGGUUCUUUGUGCCAUGACAUUUCUAAAAAUAUAACUUUGGAGUCCUUUCGGGAACUCAAGAACCUGAAAGUUCUGUACAUUAAAAGCAACCUGUCCAAAAUCCCACAGUCCGUGGUUGAUGUUUCGAGUCACCUUCUGAAAAUGUGCAUCCACAAUGAUGGCACUAAGCUGGUGAUGCUCAACAACUUGAAGAAAAUGGCCAACUUGACGGAACUAGAGUUGGUGCACUGCGACUUGGAGCGCAUUCCUCACGCUGUGUUCAGUCUUGCCAGCCUCCAGGAAUUAGACCUGAAGGAAAACAACCUCAAAUCAAUAGAGGAAAUUGUUAGCUUUCAGCACCUUAGGAAACUCAUCGUCCUCAAGCUGUGGCACAACAGUAUAACCUACAUCCCUGAGCACAUAAAGAAGCUCUCCAGUCUGGAACGGCUUUCUUUCAGCCACAACAAGAUAGAGGUCCUCCCAUCCCACCUCUUCCUCUGCAACAAAAUUAGAUACUUAGACUUGUCUUACAAUGACAUCCGGUUCAUUCCCCCGGAAAUUGGGGUGCUGCAAAGUUUACAGUAUUUCUCAAUCACUUGCAACAAAGUGGAGAGUGUGCCGGACGAGCUCUACUUCUGCAAAAAACUCAAGACGCUGAAGAUUGGGAAGAACAACUUGUCCGUUCUCUCGCCUAAAAUUGGGAAUCUGGUAUUGCUGACCUACUUGGACAUCAAAGGAAAUCACCUGGAAUUUCUCCCCCAUGAACUCGGUGAAUGCAGAGCACUGAAAAGGAGCGGCCUGGUGGUCGAAGACACCUUGUUUGAAACCUUGCCCUUAGAUGUCAGGGAGCAGAUGAAGGCAGAAUAA